This is a messenger RNA of Pelobates cultripes (western spadefoot toad), 47722 nucleotides long. Lineage: Eukaryota; Metazoa; Chordata; Amphibia; Anura; Pelobatidae. The record is from the annotation of a GenBank genome assembly.
CCUGGGCUGGGAUGAGAGCAAAUCACAGCACUCAACAGACUUAGAGGAUUUAGCUUUAAGUUAUCAUGUGCACACAGCUCUGACUGGCCUGGAGAGAGAGCACUAAUCCUGCACUUAUCCAGGUCGCCUUAGACAUAUAGAGGAAGCACACAGGCUGAUAGCUGAUUGAGGCAGACUUUUCUUUUUUAACUGGAAGAGAAGAGAAAGGCUUGGAAGAAAGGGAAGAGCAUGGCAGAGACCACAGGAGAGCAGGUUGCAAGGGGAGACACAGAGCUGAAUGGUGGUGAGGCUGCUGAAGGUGUGCAAGAAGUCAGCACCCCAGCUACAGGGGAAGCCAGUGCAGAAGGUGAUAAAGAAUUAGGGGAGAAGGGAGAAGUGGGAGAGGAUGUCCCCGACACAAAGGGUAGUGGGGAGACUCCAGCAGAAGUAGAAGAACCUCAUCCAGAAGGGGAGGAAAGCGUGGAGUUGGAUCCCAAAGUGGUGGAAGGUGCAGAGGAACAGCUGUUAACCCCUGGGGUGGCAGAUGAGGGGGAAGGAGGUGUAGAGGAGGUAUCUGAGCCUGGAAAGGAUGAAAGACUUCCAGAACACCAAAUCAAGGAGCAGGAAGGAAGUGGAGGUCAGGAGGGUGAAGCUUCUUCCCCUGGGCCAGAGGGUGAGGCCACUGAUGGUGACCAGAAGGAGAAUGGUGCAGAGUUAAAGGAGGAUGAAAAUGUUUUAAGUAGUGAGAGUAGCAGUGAAGGGAUGUCCAGCAGUGAUGAGGAAGAGGAAGAACAAGCUGAGAUUAAAGGAGAAGAAAAAGAAGGUAAGGUGGAGGGUAGUGAGGAAGUGGGUGGCAUGGGUGCAGAGGAAGGUGAGGUCUCACCUGGUGGUGAAGAGGGAGAAGAGGCAGGGGAUGAAGGAAUGGAAGAAACAGUGGAUAUUAAAGGAAGGGAAGGUGAAACAAUGGAAGAAGAGCAGAACACAGAGGUUAACCAGGGUGAAGGGGAAACUGAGUCAGGAGGAGGCACAGAGGGAGGACAAAGCAUGGUAGAGGAGAACAGCGUAGAGUUGGAGGUUGCUACAGAGGAUUCAGAACAUGUGGGAGAUUGCACUCAGGAAGGACACGAGGAACCUCCUGGAGAAGGUGGGACUGCAGAAGGUGCCCCUGCCACAGACAGCACUGGGCUAACAGAAGAGAGUACAGAAAGGGAAGUGACCUAUGAAGAUGCUCCUGUAGACCUUCCUGUAACAACUGAAGAAACCCCACCAGAGAUUCCAGAAUCUGGCAUCACCUUGGAAACAGAUCAGCAGAUAUGUCCAGAGACCCCUGGAGAAGAAGAGAUCAGAGAAAAUGGUGUAAGUCCUGUCACCAGUCCAGAGACACCGGUGGAGGCCUUGCAGGAGCAUGAAAUAUCUCUGUUUGUCAAGGUAAGACACAUCAUAAAAUAUGGUGAAUUUCAUUGUUGGGAUGGUGGGAAAUGAGAUGUACAAUGGACGGUUUGCAAUGCAAUGCCCAGCCUCCCCCUGUUAAAAUGGUUAAAUAAAAAAACUGGACAGGUGGUUUACUGACCAUAAAAUUAGAGAAGACAAAAUGAAGUUAAUAUAUUUAAGUAAAAUCCACCAGUUUGAAUAAGGUGGAAAAAAAUACCAAAAAAUAUACUUUAAAGCAUACAUAUAGCUGAAUGCAUUAAUAAGUCUGCAAGAAAACAACUUUUAAAAUGAUUAUAUGUAUGUUUAUAAACAUAAUUCAGAUUUUAUUUAGGUUCCUCCAUUUUGAUUUUUGUAAAAUAAUGCACUAACUAGCAUACACUUAUAUUAAAAAUGAUAAUGGGUAGCCGGUUGGGAUGUGCAACUAAAUAAUCGUUAAUGCCUUUAAUUUUUUUUUAAAUCAGUUUAACAGGUUGAGGUAAAAUGCAAGCUAAAUCAAAAGAGUUUACAUAGCUUUAGACUGUAAUCUGUCACAGUGUUAGUUUAUUUGCAAAUAUUAACUGCAAGUAUUGAUACGUAGCUUUAAGCUGAUAAUUUAAAAGAACAGGGAACCCAAAAAUAACAUAAAUCUGUAAAGGUAUAGUCAGGUGCCCAUAAAUUUAUUAGAAAGGGAAUAAUAAUUAAAAUUAUUUUCUGUUAUUUGCAGAGUAUUGUAGGGUAUUCUACAGAUAGCUUCUAUAUAGUUCUUGGCUCUGUCCCUUUCACUGAUGUUGGCGUUCCCACCAAUUUUGCACCCACAUGUCCGUCAUGUUGUCAAACGAUAAUAUAUACAGUAACUAAGGCUGGAACAGCGUAUUGGGAGUUGUAGUUCAACAACAGCAUGACUGCUACCAGAUGACCAGCCCUUCCUUACUUAACGUUUAAUACUGCUGUGUAUUGCUGAAAGUGUUUUUUGAUCACGUCAUAACUUCUUUGACCUUUUAUUUUCCUAAUCACACCAAAUAACUGCAAUGAUAACGUUGGUUUUUUUUAAUGUAUUUUGCUGAAAUAUAUCAAGAUUCUACCCUUGUUGGCUCUCCUAAGUUCCAAACAAAGCUUAAACAACAGAUUUUUCCAGUAUAACAAAAAAUGCAUUUUAAAGUAUGUCAAAAUAAAUCAAUGGUGUUCUGCUGUAAAAUCGAUCCACAAUGUAUGAUUUUUGCAAGUGCGUUAUAUAUUAUUGUCUACCGUUACUACAUUUUUAAAGGGGCAGUCUUGUGAUUUUCCAGAUUUCUCUCUAAAUAAAAUUAUAUAAUUAAAGGACAACUGCAACCAAUAAGGAUUUCUCUUUUUUUUUUAAUUUUUUUUUUUUUACGUUUAUGACAUUACAGAAGCGUAAAGAUAUUUUUUAGAUGUAUAUUGAUUUAUUUAUUUUUUUAAAGAAAAUUUCCCUUUUUUUUUCUGAGUGGGCAGCCAUGUUGGGUCUGGCACUACUAUUAUCGGACCAACUGCUGCUCCAACCUAACCUACCUACUGCGCCGAUUACGCUAUCUGAAACUGCGGCAGCAGGCAGGUUAGGUUGAGCAGCAGUUGGUCAGAUAACAGUAGUCUGACCCAACUUGGCUGCUCAGCCGAUAAAAAAAGGGAAAUUUUGACAUGAAAUUAAUAUACAUAAUUUAAAAAAUAUUGUUUAUUCUAAAUUUGGUGUACUCACCGUGAGAAGCAACGGAGUCAGCAGGUGCAUUGUAUGUGUAUUUACUAUGCUUUAACAAAGUUGCGCCACUAUGCAGGUCAAAACACUACGAUAAACUCUGCGCCAUUGACAGAUUCCAGGAAAUAUUGCAUUUGCAUUCAUGUUAAUCUAUUUGCAUUAUUGUUUUUAAGGGAUUUGUACAAAUACUUUUUUAUAUACCUGCUAACAUUGGGAGGUGUGAGUUCGGGACAAAUGGUCAGAUCUGAGAGGGACCAGUGGUACAAAUCCACAAAAUCAAGGCUGUUGGGGGGGCCCUUUUUUCAGGUGACACCACCACUUGAAGCAAGGGUUAAUCUGCCCUGUUGGGGUUAGUGAAACCUAAAGGCAGAGUUAACAGAUAGCUUUCCCUUGCACACUUUGAGAACACAUGAUAAAGGCUAAACAAACUUUAUGGCAAUUCAAGAUACUCUUAUCUGUCCUCAAACAUUGCUAUAAAAUGUGACACGGGCCUAGUUAUUUAACCUAAAUAUCCAGUAUUUGAAUUUUACAAAUGAUUUACACCUUAGAUAACUAAUAAAUCUCUGAGCUAACUAGCAAGUGUGUAGAUCGGGGUUAUUGGACUGGAUUAAAAAAUUUAAGAUAAACUAGACUGCCUCGGAAAAUAGCCAAGUUGAAAUUUUUUUUUUGCAAAUUGUAAAAUUUUCUUACAUUUUUAGAAAUAUAACAUUUCCCUAUUUAGCACAUAACACGGACUUGUUUAAGGUAAAAUACAUUUUCACAGUGCUUUUAUCUUUUUUUAUCGGGGGAACUGCUAAUCAAAGCAGCAUAACACGGCGGUAGAACGUUCCUGUUAGUGAAUUUAUGACACGAAUACGUGGUAGGGUUUAUUAGAGAUGAAAAGGGUGACAAAAGAUGGUUAAGGAGAUAAGAACAGAGACAAAUAUCAGUGGAAGGUAUGCUCUUAUGUACCUCCUGCAGAUAUUUUAAUUCAUCCCUCUACCAAUAACAAUAUUGCGGAAGAAGUGUUGAGGAGACAGAAACAGUGCAAUUCUGUCUUCCCAGCUCCUUUGUCAGUGUAGCAAACUCACCCCUUUAAGGGAGUUUUCCAUGAGUUUUUGGAGGGGGCUCCUUGCCCGCCUCCUGCCCUGUGACUAUGGCCCUGGGAUGUAUUGCCUUUAAGAAACAUAUUUGGGCAUAAUGGAUUUUUAUUGUGCUGCCGCUGGACCUUUAACUUCUAGGAAAAGGAUCUGUACUUUUAAGCCGGCACUUCGGAUGCAGCAGAAGUGCUGAAGUAGUCGAAGUGGCCGCCAUUCGAAAACCGAACACGUGGCGGCGGCCAUUUUAAUUCAUUCGAAUGUGGUCAGCAGUGUUUUGCCGUCACGUUCAUGGAACUAAAAUUGGCUACUCAGUCAGCGUAUAGCUAUUGGGAGGGUAGCUGAAUUAAUGGUGGAGGCUGCAAAUACUAGUUUCAGGCUGUGAGUGAAACUCCCCCUAUUCUAGGACAAAUGCAGAUACGAGUUUCCUGUUUGUUCUCUAAGAGUAAGAUAACCUUACCUUAAAGGGACAUUAGCGUGUUGGGAAUACAAACAUGUAUUACUAACACUAUAGUGUUCUUCUGUUUGCAAUAAAAAAUGUUUUACUCACCUAGUAUCCCUCACCCCUCCUACCCCCUGCCUCCCCAAUGCAGUUCUUUGAUCCUUGGCUGAGAUCAUCAACUCUGAUAAUCUCAGCCAAUCCAAUACUUUUUCUUAGGAAAGCAUUGGGAGACAACAAAAACAGAGAUCAUGUGAACUCUGACAAUGGGCAAAAGCUCAGGGAACCUCAGUAGCUUGUCCUUUGGUUAGUAUCCUCUCAGGUGGUUGUCAGGGUGUUAAAGCAGGGCACGACAAAUCCCUAGUAGCAGGUGGCCAUGGUUCUGGCAUCUGGGUGUCUGUCAGCACGUUCAGUCGAGGCGGGCGGCCGAGCUCGAUUGCUGAUUAGUGGUGCCGGGAUCUGGAAAAUGACAUCACUCCGGCCCCGGUAUCACUAAAUAAUGUGUGAGGGAGCAAAGCAAGAACAGCUUGAAGAUUACAGCAGCACACUGGACCCCAGGGUAAGGAUCCACUCCAGUUCUCCCAAAGGUAGGGAGGCUAGGUGGACUUAAAGUAAUAUGAAAUAAAUAAGAAUAGUUUGUGAGUGUAUGAGAAAAUGUGUGCGUGUCUGUCAGUAACUGUGUGUGUGUGUGUGUGUGUGCCUGUCAGUAUUAGUGUGUGCCUGUCAGUAUCAGUGUGUGUGUGUGUGUCUGUCAGUAUCAGUGUGUGUCUGUCAGUAUCAAUCUGUGUUAUCUGCCCUUCACUAUCAGUGUGUGUGUGUGUGUAUCUGUCUGUCAGUAUCAGUGUGCGUGUGUCUGUUAGUAUCAAUGUGUGUUGUCUGUCCUACAGUAUCAGUGUGUGUGUGUGUGUGUCUGUCAGUGAAUGUGUCUGUUUAGGUUACCGGCCACCCCUCCGAUCACAUGUGAAAAGUGUUUUUACUCACGUUUUUUCACACGCCGUGCCGUUCCUGACUUUGCCUCCAUAGCUGAGAUAUCAAUUUUGAUGAUCUCAGCUGAGCCAGUGCUUUCCUAUAGGAAAGCAUUGUGAGAUUAUUGCACAUGCACAGCAAAACGCUGCGCCAAUCAAUGCAUCUCUAUAGGGAACAUUCAGCACUUGUCGAGCUGAGUGACACACUGAGUGACUGUCACUAGAGGUGUUACUAGCAGCAAUGUAAACACUGCCUUUCCUAUGAAAAGGCAGUGUUUACAUUGAAAAGCCUGCAGGGGCAGGAUACAGACACCAGAACAACUACAUUAAGCUGUAGUGGUUCUGAUGGCUAUAGUGUUCCUUUAAGAAUUAUUUUUGGUUUUGAAAAUUAAACUUUGCUAGUUUAAAAAAACAAAAACUGGCUAAUACAUUAUUUAGCUGGCUCCUAGAUUCCAAUCAAAUCUCUCAAGCCCUGUGUUAAAGGGACACCGUUGUCACUUAUAUAACGUUAACUUAAUAAAGCAGUUUUUGUGUAGAUCAUGCCUCUGAAGUCUCACUGCACAAUUAUUUGCCAUUUAGGAGUUAAUUAACUUUUGUUUUUGUUUAUGUUACCCAUGACUGUGACUCACACAACCUACAUGAAAAAAGGGUUUCCUUUUCAAUCAGAUGUUGACUUACUUUAGAAGUUUCCCCUCCUGCUUUCUAACUUUACCUUUAACUGCACACAGGAGCCUCCUGCAAGGUCUACCAAGCUAUAAGCAUUGCAGGAUAUAUGAAAUUCUAAAUUAAAUAGACUGUGCAACGAAGGAAGUUUAAACAUUAGAUCUCUUUUUACAGGAAGUGUUUAUGAAAGCCGUGUAUGUUACAAGCAGGGAUGUGUGACUAGGGCUGCAUAAAAAAAGUGAUUUAACUCCUAAAUGGCAGAUAAUUUAGCAGCGAUACUGCAGUGUCAUUAUCUAUACACCAAAACAGCCUCAUUGAGCAAAAGUUGUUUUGGUGACUAUAGUGUCCCCUUAGCCCUGCAACCAUGGCAUCUACUAAAAGUGCCAAAUCACCCAGACCACUUCAUUUUGUAGUCCUUUAAAGGGUCACUACACUGCCCAAAUACAACAUUUAAAAAAAUCUAGAUUUAGUUUAUAUACCCCCAAUCAAGACAUGCAUGCAUUAACUUAUGCAUUUCUUUUUUUUUUAAAAAGGGGUUAUAUCUAAAACAGCUUGUAAAAGUUGAAGAUCUGUUUUUUGUAGUCUUUGCAAGUCUUCUCCUUCUUCCCCAACCCACACAUUCUAUGGCUGUCCAAACACAGACUUCCCAAUACAGCUUAAAGGGAUACUAUAGUGCCAGGAAAACAAACCUAUAUUCCUGGCACUAUCGCUCCCCCCUCCCUUGCGCCCCCUAUGUUUAACAUUGCAUCACUGGGUGCAAAAGGGACACUGUACCCAAACCACUUCAAUUGGCUAAGGUAGUCUGGGUGCCUACAAUGGCGCUUUAAUGAGCAGUCUUCACAAGGAAAGUGGUCUGAGCAGUUGCUGCAUCUUGAGUUUAUCUGCACUGAGCUAAACAACCAGGAAGUUACCGGACAUUUUGUCUGAUAGCUAUAUGGAUGUAACACUCUUAAUUUGUAAAAGUUCUAUUGAAAUCUGCACUUUUGGACAACGCUAAAGUGCUUUGGAUGUUUGGAGUGUUCCUUUAAGCCUAACCCUACAAAUUAUGUCCUCUUGGAAAUUUGAAGAAAUCUAGUUUAAUAUUAUGUCUUCAAAACUCUUCAAUGGCGUUAUAUUCCACCUUAAAGGAACACUAUAGUCACCUAAAUUACUUUAGCUAAAUAAAGCAGUUUUAGUGUAUAGAUCAUUCCCCUGCAAUUUCACUGCUCAAUUCACUGCCAUUUAGGAGUUAAAUCACUUUGUUUCUGUUUAUGCAGCCCUAGCCACACCUCUCCUGGCUAUGAUUGACAGAGCCUGCAUGAAAAAACUGGUUUCACUUUCAAACAGAUGUAAUUUACCUUAAAUAAUUGUAUCUCAAUCUCUAAAUUGAACUUUAAUCACAUACAGGAGGCUCUUACAGGGUCUAGCAAGCUAUUAACAUAGCAGGGGAUAAGAAAAUCUUAAUUAAACAGAACUUGCAAUAAAGAAAGUCUAAAUAGGGCUCUCUUUACAGGAAGUGUUUAUGGAAGGCUGUGCAAGUCACAUGCAGGGAGGUGUGACUAGGGUUCAUAAACAAAGGGAUUUAACUCCUAAAUGGCAGAGGAUUGAACAGUGAGGCUGCAGGGGCAUGUUCUAUACACCAAAACUGCUUCAUUAAGCUAAAGUUGUUCAGGUAACUAUAGUGUCCCUUUAAUAUACAGUUCUCUGUUAUGUAUCCUCUGAAUUAGCAUGUCACAUUUUAUAUAUAUUUUAAUAUAUUAUUUUAUAUAAUACAUGGCAUUCAGUAAAAUUGCUCAGGCGCCUGGAGUGUUAACAAGAGUAUUGGAUAAUCUCCUUGAUCUUCAGAAUCCCUUUAGUGGAAUAUAGCACAUUCAUCUAAGGAACAGUCUGAAUUCUUGGCAAGCUAUCAAAAAGCAGAUGGACAUGAUAUAUUAGUUACGGACAUAUAGAUUAUGUAGACAUGGCUCUGUUAGCUAUUGUCUUUAAAGGUGAGGUUCUGUUAGGUGAUCUUUCACGAUUUGUAUAUUUACUUAAAUUAAAUAAAUAUAUAUAAUAUAUGUGAAUAUUAUCUAAUUAAAUAUUAUAUAAUUAAAUAUAUAGAAUCAGAAAUUACAUAAGUAACUUAUUAAACUUUGCAACGUAGCCUAACCAUAAAGAUAAUAUCACUGCUAUGGUAGUAGCGCUGCUUAAAUGAUUGCAAGCUCUGAACUGGCUUACCUCAGCACUAUAAAUAUUUGUAUACCACAAUUCCUAUGACUCUUAGCCAGCCUUUAAAGAUAUUUUCCAACAAUUUUUGCCAUGUUUAGUCAUCUCUCUGAAUAAACAUAUGAUCUAAGCAGUGGAGUAUCUAUAGUGAUACUAUUGUAUUGAGAUCCAAUAUGUAAUAGGAUUUAUAAUGUUAGUAGAGCAUAGACAGACUAUUUUAUACUUCCAAUCAGACGUGUUCAUUGAAACUUCCUGUAGAUUAUGGCCAGUUUCAUAACCAUAUAACUGGUAAUAAAGAAUGUGAUUUGUUAUGUCCAUGCACAUAGUCAGAUAAUCAGAUUUUAUUUGCAUGAGGUUCAUGGUGAAUAAAAAUCUUGUUCCCGUUCCAAAUUCCUUUAAUUGAUAUGUAAUUUUCUAAUUGUCAAUAUCCUAUGAAAUACGUGCAAGCGUUGUGUGACGGAACGCCGUCACUGAAUACUGACACAAGUGCUCUCUCCAGUGUUAGAGCCCCAGCACUGUGAGUCGGCUUCACAAGCCGCAGAGUCCCGCCUACCGCCUGGAAGUCUGUGCAGGCCAAUAGAAAAAGGGCUACCACUCAAACUGGUUUUGCAUCCUUUCUCUCGAUUGGUCGGCGAAACACCUCCUCUCUCUGAGCACCUGAAAAGUUUGAAUCUACCGGCCUAAAGUGAUUCUCUGGAUUCGGGUAUGUAAAGAGCCUCAAGCCCAGACUUUAUAUGACAAUUUCUUAGGCUCUGUACAUCUGAUCACACCACUAUCCGAUCGCUAUCCAUGGAUCAUUGCUGGGACCAGGAGCUAUUCGGGGAAGUAUGGCAUGUGGGGGUGCGUUACUGUAUGGUGUGUAUUUUGGGGGUUUUUGUAUGUUAGACUUCCUGUGUCCGGGAGAUACCAUUAUCUCCCAGACACAGCGCGCCGGGGUGGGCUUAUGUUUUGUAUUGCUGUAAAUGGAUACUGUGUAUCUUGCCUGCAAUAAACAGUUCUAUUUCACCCUUCAUUAAGUCUCGACUAGUGUUUGGGUAAUAGAACGAUUGCCCUUCUGCAAGCGUCUAUAAUCGCUGGCUCGCAGCUAUAGUCACUCCAGGGCUGAGCACAACUAGGAAGCGGCGACCACAGGCAGUAGUAACCCAUCCUCGAAAGGGUAUACCGCCACAUCUGGUGGCAGCGGUGGGAUGGUCCCCUUCCUUGGAGCCGGAGUGAAAUCAGAGGCGGAUGGAUCAGCGCAAUGAAGAUUGAAGCGUUUCACUCUCUAACACCUCCUGGAAAACCGAGGGAUAGCGCUAGCACUCGUGCACUGUCCUUGUUGGGAAAGCAGUUCCAGAGGAGCGUGUCGCAGGGAUUGUCUUUCUUCGGAGGCAAUCCAUAAGCAGAGGUACCCACAGACUUGGAGCAGGCAAGCAUGGCAUCCUCUGACUCUUACUCAGAGUUCCUAUUUGAGGUGCGGGAGCGACUUGCCUGGUAUGGCUCUAAUGUGUGCAGUGUGAGGUCCAGGGAACGGAGACAACCGGUUUAGUUCCCCAGCGGCAGUGUGAGGUCCAGGGAAUGGAGACAACCGGUCUCGGUCCACAGCGGCAGUGUGAGGUCAAGGGAACGGAGACAACCGGUCUCGUUCCCCCGCGGCAGUGUGAGGUCCAGGGAACAGAGACAACCGGUCUCGCUACCCAGCAGCUGAGUGAGGUCCAGGGGGGAGCACAGCCGGCUCUCCUUCCCAGAGGCCAGCCACGACCCAAGCGAUUCACGGGAAGCAGAGCCGCGACGGACUCAGCAAACAACUCCCAUCAUCCUCAGCCAGCUGGGAAAACCAAAGAGACCCAGGUGAUGGUAGGACUGGACUUGUUUGGUGUGGGUUUUUAUGGGCUCCUGUGUACCGGAGCCUGGGCAGGACAGCCCCCUGGGCUAAAGGCCCCUUAUAUCUAAGUCACCCUGCACCUAGGAGGGUGCAGGGCUGACCCAGGACAAGUGCUGUUGUGGGCAUGGCACUCACAGACUAUGUGUCCACUCCAGACAGCAGCGAGCUGAUCCGUGUGGGUCAUGCUGUGGCUGUCGGAGGUGGACAAGGGGGAGAUGUGUGACGGAACGUCAUCACUGAAUGCCGCCACAAGCGUUCUCUCCGGUGCUAGAGCAGUGGUGUAUCCUGGUUUUGUGCUGCCCUAGGCAGGACAAAACUCAGUCGCCACCCCCACCCAACCCUUCCCCGCGCCCUGCCUUCUAAAUACACACACACACACUCACUGACAGAUACGCAUACACUAGCUAACAGAAACACACACACUAACAGACAAACACACAAUCACUAACAGACACACACACAGGUAAACACACUAACAGACACACACAUACACAGUCAGACACACACACUAACAGACACACACAGUCAAACACACACUCACUCACUGACACACACACACUAACAGACACACUCACUCACUAACAGACACACUCACACUCACUAACAGACACACACACACUAACAGACACACACACACCCUCACUCACAUUAACAAAAAUUAUUUUUUAUUUAACCCCCCCCAGCCUCCUUACCUUUGGGAAUGCUGGGGGGGGGAGGUUCUCUUUCUUCCUGGGGGUCCAGUGGGUCUGCUGGACGGGCGGCUGGCGAGGGAGCACUUCCCCUGAGCUGUCUGCUCAGCUCCCUUGCGUGCCACAGAGUGAUGCCGGGAGCCGGAAUAUGACGUCAUAUUCCGGUUCCCAGCCUCACUCUGCGGCGCGCGAGGGAGCUGAGCAGACAGCUGAGAGGAAGUGCUCCCUCGCCGCUCGCCCACCAGUGCCGCUCGCCCAGCCCAGCAUGUCAGUUUGCCGGAAGGCUAACAAGACAUUUGCCCUGGGCAUUUGGGGGCGGCUUUUUUUGCCGCCCCCUGGAAAAUGCCUCCCAAGGCUAAACCGUCCCUGUGCCAGAGCCCCAGCAGAAUCCCUGGAACUGUGAGUCGGCUUUACAAGCUGCAGAGCCCCCCAGGGGUCAUAGAUGGGACUAGGAGCUAUUCGGGGAUGUAUGGCAUGUCGGGGUGCGUUACUGUAUGGUGUGUAUUUUUGGGUUUUUUGGGUGUUCUGCUUCCUGUGUCCGGAAGAUUCCAUUAUCUCCCAGACACAGUGAUGCCGGGGUGGGCUUAUAUUUUGUAUUGCUGUAAAUAGUUUGUGCAUAAAUACUGUGUAUCUUGCCUGCAAUUAACAGUUCUAUUUCACCCUUCACUAAGUCUCUUCACUAACUAGUGUUUGGGUGAUACAAUGAUUGCCCUUCUGCAAGCGACUAUUAUCGCUGGCUCGCAGCUAUAGUCACUCCUGGGCUGGGCACAACUAGGAAGGGGCGACCACAGGCGGUAGUAACCCAUCCUCAAGAGGGUAUACCGCCACAUGUUUCUCCAAAAGAAACCAGGGGGCUGCACUCACCUGAACAUGCAAAAAUGGGGUUCUGCUGUGGGCCAAUUUAUACAAUACACAAGAUCCAGUGCACUCACUUAUCCACUAAACAGCAACUUCAAUGCUGACAGAUUUUAUUAGCUUAAAAAAACGAAUCUAGGCAAAAAUAAUGAGGAUUUAGUUACAGUAUAUGAUCAUACAUUGCUUAAGCCUGCCACAACGUCAAUGUACCCCAUCUUUGGCAGGUCCUACUAAUGGUAAACAGCCUAAUGGUUUUUAAAAAGCUAAUAAAAUCUGUCAGCAUUGAAGUUGUGGUUUAGUUGAUAAGUGAGUGCGCUGGAUCUUGCGUAGUGUUGCUUUAAAAGACAACUUUCAUAAAAGUUUCACCUUAUUUUUUUUAAAGUUUAUUAUAUUAUAUAUUUAUAUAUAUAUGAAACCUAAUGAUUUUUUUUUUUUAAAUGACGUGUAUUGCUUUAUUUAUUUAUUUUUAAAGGUCGUUGUUUUUUGGGGGGCUGAACAGCCAUGUUUGGUUGCACUGCUGCUGCAGAUUUACAUAUAACGAAUACAGCAGCAGGCAAGUUAGACUAAGACAAAUAAAAUGUGAAAUUUUCUCCAAAAAAAUCAGAAUACAUCAUUUUAAAAAAAUAUUUAAAAUUCAUUAAAUGUAACAAACUUCAAAAAAGUAAAGUGAACAUUUGAUGACUGUUGUCCUUUAAACAUUGUUCGGUGUUAUAUUACUAAAAUGUUACACCUCUAUUUUGUUGAUGUCAUGUUGAUAUAAUGUAGUUGAUGCGUGUUUAGUGGUACAUUUCAUAUGAAAGGAGUGGACCCUCCAUAACCCACGGGCAACACCCAACACUUGGAAGCGCCCAGCAUGUUCAGAACCCUGAAUGCAACAGAUGACUUUCAUUGGUUUGGUUUUAACUGGUCCUAACGUGCAAUUUGUGGUUUUUAGUCUAAAGACUAAUGUCUAAAGUUAAAAAGAUCUAUUCCUGUCCUUAAUUUGAAGGCAUGGACUUUAUGGUGAGAAUGGCGGUUUGAACAUUUCUCAGUGGGCUUCAACUUUAAAAUCAGUGAAAGCAGGAGUUAAAAAACAGACCAUCAGGUUUAUUUACAUACAUAUAUAGAUUUCAUUAGACUUUUACUUUUAUACAUGAGCAUACUUAUGCAAAAUGAGAUGCUACUGUUUAUUUUAUGCCGUCUCUUGUUUCACUAACUUAAAGGAACACUCCAGGCACAAAAUGAAGUUGUUAUUGUGUCAGGAGGGACUCUUACCUCAAGGGGUUAAACCGUUCUUGAACGGCAUCCAGCUUCAGCAAGUCCAUAUUUAGAAUGCGCGGAGUGUUGACUGGCAGGGGCGCCGCUGAUUGACUGAGAGCGUCAGCUGGCACUCUCAGCUAAUAAGGGGCUCAUCUGUCUUGCAGCACUCUGUAUCUGGGGGGGGGUGGGGGAGGGAGAGGACAUCGCCUGGCACCAUAACAACUUUAUUUAUAUGUACUACAUCUUCCAUAAUGCUGUUUUCUUAUUGAUUUUUUGCUUUGUGCAGGUACUCUAGCACUACAAGGUUUUCUACACUUGAAGAACAUGUAAAUACUUUUUCAUAUGGUGGUUGGGAACUAUUAUGCCUCAAUUACAUCUACAUUCCCAUUAAUAGAUUUACCUAUGUUAUUAAAGAUCAACAUAAUUUAACAACUCUGCAUAUAAUUUAACCAUUCUUUAUGUCUACCAUUAACCAUUCUUUUAUGUCUACAUCUUAUGUUUCAUAGUAACUAUUAUUAUCUAAAGCGUAAGCCAUAAAGGAACACCGUAGUGUCAGGAAUACAAACAUGUUCCUGACACUUUAGUUUUGAAACUGCUGUUAAGUCCUGGGUCUCAUUUCCUGCCUCUCCCCCCUUGAAUGCUCAGCGCCUCUAUGCAGUGCGUGGAGACGCUGAAUGUCAGUGCUGUACACUGUGCAGCACUGACACAGGAAAUGCCUCUAGUGCCCGUCUGAGUGACUGCCACUAAAGGUGUUCCUAGGCAGUAAUGUAAACACUACCUUUUCUCUGAAAAGGCAGGCUUUACUUUUAUGAAGCCUGCAGGGACAUACUCUACUCACCAGAACAACUAUAUUAAGCUGUAGCUGUUCUGGUGACUACAGUGUACUUUUACGGGCCAUUUGGUAAAUACAGUGAAGAGAAAAAGUAUUUGAUCUCCUACUGAGUUUGAACGUUGGUCUACGGACAAAGAAAAUAUCAGUCUAUAAUUUUAAUGGUAGAUGUAAUUUUAAACCUGGGAGGGGGAGGACAGGGAAGGGGGAUAUGGCAUUCCCUGUGGGGCCCAGCACACUCUUACUUACCUUCCUAGCAGCUCCCCUGUCUAACACUUGCGGCCAGCGUGCCGAGCAGAGUGUUGCCAUGGUAACCCAUGGGACUCACAAGAGUUAGACAGGGGAGCUAAAGGGAGCUGCUGGGAAGGUAAGUAAGAGUAUGCCGGGCCCCUCGGGACCGCCAUGGGCCCUUCAGGAGGUGGUAACAGUAUGCUGUGGGGUGUUUUUCUGCUAAAGGGACAGGACAACUGCACCGCAUCAAAGGGACGAUGGAAGGGGCCAAGUACCGUCAAAUCUUGGGUGAGAACCUCCUUCCCUCACCCAGGGCAUUGAAAAUGGGUUGUGGAUGGGUAUAUCUCAGCAUGACAAUGACCCAAAACACACAGCCAAGGCAACAAAAGAGUGGCUCAAGAAGAAGCACAUUAAGGUCCUGGAGUGGUCUAGCUAGUCUCCAGACCUUAAUCCCAUAGAAAAUCUGUGGAGUCCAAGUCGGCCUCGAAACCUUAAUGACUUGGAGAGGAUCUGCAAAGAGGAGUGGGACAAAAUCCCUCCCGAGAUGUGUGCAAAUCUGGUGGCCAACUACAAGAAACAUCUGACCUCUGUGAUUGCCAACAAGGGUUUUGCCACCAAGUACUAAUUUGAAGGAGUCAAAUACUUAUUUCACUCAAUGACAUGCAAGCAUGCAAUUUUGUAUUUUUAUUACACUUUGCAAUCAUGACAAAUGGUGGAGCUGAAGGCAAGCUUCACCCUUUGUUAGCUUAACAAAGGAAGUGGAGAUUGCCUUAAGCACCAUCCUUUGUCAAGAUCGCAAAGCACCUUACUAUCCUUUGCAACAGCAGACCACCAUGGCAUAAUGCAGUAAGGGUUUAUCCAUGCACUUGGACCACUUCAGUGAUUUGUGCAGAGUAUUGCUAUGAAACACUGUACGUACUGAGUUUAACCCCUCCAGCCAUGCAUUUAUUGACGAGAUCAGUCAGCUGACACUCUCAGCCAGUAAAUGGCAGGAAAAGCCGAAUGCACAUUACCGACCAUAGAGCAGACUCAGGGCCCAGAGGUGACCCAGGUAAGAGGGCAAAAAUUACUAAAACACUUUGUCCAAUUACCAGGAAACAGAGCUGUAGUAGUUAGGAUGUUAUAAAGUAACCCUUUAAGCGUAUGGUGACCUCUAACCAAUAUUCUCUGCUCUGCCUUCAUGCUCCCAAUGUGACUGACAAGGAAUUUUGGUUUACGUUUGGGAGUUUCUCAAUCUUCCUUUGGAUAACCGUUUGCAUACUGAAUGGGAUUUUAAUUAUCAUAAUCUACUAAUCAUAGCACUUUAUUUGACACACAGUGUAAAUUGCCUUCUGAUUUUGUUAAACGGUAUGUACUGAUAGAUAUAUGUAGUGCCCACCACACAUCUGAUUUAGAUUGCGUAUUUUAUUCUACCACUUACUCCAAAUACUCACACAUAUAUAUUUUAUAGUUUCUCAAUCCAGUGUUGUGGAUUUUUGUAACUCCAGUAUUAAUACCAUUUUAUGGUCAGACAAGGCAGAAUUUUUUCUCUACUGAAGUGUUCUGGCAUGCUCUCACCCAUGGUCUAGGUCCUGGAAAUUUAAUCUGGCAUUGUUACAAUACCAUGAGAUAGUUGAACAGGUCCAUUUUCUGGAAAAUGCAACACCAGAUAUAGCUAUAGAACAGGAAUCUCAAACUGUGAUUCUCCCCCGUACAGAGCCUUCCUCGGCUGGCUCAAGUUCAAAGUUGACAUCCACCUAUUUGGGACUCAGAGGUGUGUCAGAUGCCCUGACACGAGACACCCCUCAUUUGUUUAUAUAGUUGCAAUGUCCCCAACACCCCUUACUUAGAAUCAAAUGUCCUGUAAUUUUUCAUUUUAUUUGUAUUUGGGAUUGCCCGCUUACUGUAACCUAUCCACAUUUUUGUCUCCUCUUUCCCUGCUUAUACGAAACAAAACCUUCCAUCGAGGAAUGAUGCCUUCCCUGUUAGUGGGCUUAGAGGAUUUGGGAUUUCAGAGAUAACUCAUGAUGUAUUAGUUAAAGGACCACUGUAGGCACCCAGACCACUUCAGCUCAAUGAAGUGGUCUGGGUGCCAGGUCCCUCCACUUUUAACCCUGCAGCUGAAAACAUAGCAGUUUCAGAGAAACUGCUAUAUUUCACUGAGGGUUAAUCCAGCCUCUAGUGGCUGUCUCAAUGACAGCCGCUAGAGGCGAUUCCAUAAUUCUCACUGUGAAAAUCAGAAGACGCUGGACGUCCAUAGGAAAGCAUUGAGUAAUGCUUUCAUAUGGGCUGUUUGAAUGCGCGAGCGGCUCUUGCCGAGCAUGCACAUUCGGAUUUGACGUCGGGGGGGGUGGAGAUUUCCCCAGCACAGAGGGAGCUCGGCACUGGAGAAAGGUAAGUGGCUGAAAGGGUUUUAACCCAUUCAGCCCAGCGGGAGGGGGGCCCUGAAGGUGGGGGACCUAAUGACCCAAGAGUGCAAGUUUGUUUUCCUGGCACUAUAGUGCUCCUUUGAGUUUAUUACACUUGCUUCCAAGCCACUGUUAAACGCUUGACAUUAGUUAUUUUUGCAGUCGUGAAGCUUUGCUCAACAUGUCCACAAUAGUACAACCACCUUGACAAAGAAUGCAAUUUUGUUUCCAAAAGACCUAUGCCAAAGGUAUACUCUCUAUCAUAUACACAAUUCACUCACUAACCUUUUAGAUAGGAAAGAUUUACUGUAUUUUAUGUCUUAUUCUGAGAAUCUGACUGUGGGAGAAUUUAGAAUGUGUGGACUAGUUAGAAAUCUGAGAAUCUACUGUUUGUAACAAAAUAGGAACAGAAAUGUAUGCAUUGGUACACCGCACCAGUCAUAUUAUGGAUCCUCCACUGAUACCUGCUGGAGAUUAUGUGGUGUUCAGAACACAUGUAUUCAUAUGUGGUGUACCUGCCCCUCCAUAUAAACAUUUUGACAAUGGCUCAUAAGCUGUGAACUACAAUACUUGGUAAGCCCCUAGAUCCCUGGUCCUAUUUUCUAUCCACUUGCUUCUUCAGAAUAGAAAUUGUUCACCAGCUACCUCUGGUCAUUAUAAGAGGCUUGGUGGAAUCAUAAAAAAACCACCAUACAGUUUUUUUCUGCUUCAUACCAUAUACGGUUAUAUAUGGUGUACACUAUUGACUACUCCUGGAUACUUAUUAGAUUUUAUCUAAUAUUCUCCCCUUUUUACUUGCACUAUUAGGGAAUUUUAGUAGAGUCCCUUUAUUUCCAGUUGAGUGGUUUAUUAACCCCUCAAGGACACAUGACAUGUGUGACAUGUCAUGAUUCCCUUUUAUUCCAGAAGUUUGGUCCUUAAGGUAGGGGCGUACCUAGGGCAUGUGGCACCUGGUGCGGGUCCUGGGUUUGGCACCCCCCCCUACACCCCCCCUUCUCAAAAAAAAAUAAAAAAUGACUACAUUUUUAAAAUGUGUUAGAUUUUUAAAAAAAAUUAUUGAACAAAUUUGUAAACUUUUUAAAACCAAUGCCCCCCUCUACAAAAUCCCUGCACCCCCUCACACAUAGUUACAGGCAGACAGUCACACACAGUUACAAGCAGUCACACGCACACAGUCACAUGCAGACAGUCACACAUUUAGUCACAGGCAGUCAUACACACAGUUACAGGUAGAGAGUUACACACAAACAGUCAGUUACAAGCAGUUACACACAGUCACGCGCACUGUUACAGACAGACAGUCACAUAUACAGUCACACACACGGUCACAGGCAGACAGUCAUACACAUAGUUACAGCCACAAACACACACAGCUACAGGCAGUUACACACACAGUCAGUUACAGGCAGUCACGCACAAAGUUACAUGCAGACGGUCACAGGCAGACAGUAACACACAGUUACAGGCAGACAGUUACACACACACACAUAUUUACAGGCGGACAGUUAUACACACACACACACAUAUUUACAGGCAGACAGUUAUACACACACAGUUACAGACACACACAAGACACACAGUUACAGACACACACACAAGACAGACACACACACACACACACACAGUUACAGACUGACAGUCACACACACACAUACAUACACACAGUUACAGACUGACAGUCACACACAUACAUAUACACACACACACACACAGUUACAGACUGACAGUCACACACAUACAUAUACACACACACACAGUUACAGACUGACAGUCACACACAUACAUAUACACACACACACACAGUUACAGACAGACAGUCACACACACACACACACACAGUUUCAGGCAGUUACACAAACAUACACACAGUUACAGGCAGACAGUUACACUCACACACACACACACACUCUUAUACUUACAGACAGUGUGGGCUGGAGGAGUGGAUUCCCUGAAGUCCUUCCCUAGAGCCUGGUAGGUGGAGGUGCAGGGAUUUCUUCUUGCUGCACGUCCAUAUGCAGCAGUUACAGCAGCUUGUAAGGGCUGUGUUAAGCCCUGCCCCCGCUCGGGGUUAGGCUCCGCCCCCCAACGACUGUAGCUCCGCCCCUUCCUCCUCGCGUGCGGCCACUCUAUGUGAGCUGUGCGACACCCCAGCUGCCAUGGGGAACAGCUCACACAGCCCCCUCCAGCUCCAAGACUCAAGACACCCCCCUAGCAGGUGGCACCCGGGGUGGACCGCCCCCCCCCUUAGUCCGCCACUGCCUUAAGGGGUUAAAGCCAUACUACAUACUCUAUUACUGAGAUUUUCAAUAAUCUCAACCUUUUACUUUUGGUGGAAUCAUAGGCUCAACCCCCUCCUCCUAUGCAUUCUAAAGUAAUUCUUAGAGGAACAUUAUAGAGUCAGGAACACAAACAUAUAUUCCUGACCCUAUAGUGUUAAAACCACCAUCUAACCCAAUGGCUCCAUAAAUAUAGUAACAUCUUGUGUAUUGUAUUAUUUGGCCCCCAGCAGCACCCCCAUAUAUGCAUGUUAAGGUGAGUGCAGCCAACCCCCUCUUGUUUUAUAUAUAUAUAUUUGGGAGUCUAGCCAACUCCUUGGUUUUGCACCCCUCUCUGUCACAGGUGCCUCAUCCCAGGGCCCUAUUUAGCCUUGUACUGCAGAGAGCCCCAGAUGGAAUUUUUUUCCCCAAGUAGGUUAAUCUCAUAAGAGCAGACAUUAGGCUGUUAGUGUAGGACCUGCCAAAGAUGGGGUACAUUGACGUUGUGGCAGGCUUAUGCAAUGUAUGAUCAUAUAAUGUAACUAAACCCCCAUUAUUUUUGCCUAGAUUAGGUGUUUUUAAAAAAACAAAUAAAAUCUUUCAACAUUGAAGUUGCUGUUUAGUGGAUAGGUGAGUGCGCUGGAUCUUGUGUAUCUUACUUGUAUUCAAGUCUGCAGCUGCUACCUCUGCCUGCUUGUCUGACAUCAUCAGAAGUGUUGAUCAAAAGCCAAUCACAAUGCUUUCACAUCAGAGAUGUGUCUACCGCGAGGCAAACGAGGCAUUUGCCUUGGGCGGCAAUUUCCAGGGGGCGACAAAAAACGCCGCCCCCAAAUGCCCAGGCAAAUACCUUGUUUCCCUUGUUUUAAGGGAGCCCAAGAGCUGGCCGGUUGGCCACCUUUGGGCUCCCGCGGGGCCACACUAAGCUGUCAGUGAGGGAGCACUUUCCUUCGCACGACCCGCUGUAAUGCCGGGAGACGGAAUAUGACAUCAUAUUCCAGCUCCCGGUGUUCUAUCAAAUUCCCCUAAAUCGUCACUUCGGUGAGGGAAAUCAGCUGGAUCCUGUGCUGCACAUGUGUGCUAGCACUCCUGCUACUCCUCCACAGCAAGGUCCUGGAAGGUAAGUAAAGCUAGUUUUACACUUUCAUUAUAGUUAGUUCAUUCACUAAGCAUAGGCACAUGGGACAUUUAGGGUUAAGUGAGGGUUAAAGGGUAAGGGUUAAAAUAAAGUGUGAAAAAACACAAUUUAUAGAUAUUUCCCUAAUGUGCAAUAUCACUAAAUAUAAACAAGUCCCUAAUCCUAACCCUAAUUUGAACCCUAACAUUAACCCUAAAUUUCCCAUGUCCUAAGCUUAGUGAAUGCACUAACUAUAAUGAAAGUGUAAAACUAGCUUUACUUACCUUCCAGGACCUUGCUGUGGAGGAGUAGCAGGAGUGCUAGCACGCACCCGGAAGUGACGAGGGUAGGGGAUUUUCACGGGUAAGGAGAUUUGAUAGAACACCGGCAUCACUCUGCGGCGCGCAAGGGAGCUGAGCAGAGAGCUCAGGGGAAAGUGCCCCCUCGCUGACAGCUUAGUGUGGCUGCCAGCCCGCCCAGGAAACACGUCUGGCCGCCUCCCUGCCCAGCAACCCCACUGGACCCCAGGUGAAAAAUCCACGCAGCUAUCCAAAAAGUAGGGAGGCUGGGUGGAUUUCAAUUUAAAAAAAUAAUAAUAAUAAUAAUUGUGAGUGGGGGAAAUGUGUAUGUGUGUCAGUGAAUGUGUGUGUGUGUGUGUGUCAGUGAAUGUGAGUGUGAAUGUCAGUGAAUGUGAGUGUGAAUGUCAGUGAGCAUGUGUCUGUCAGUGAAUGUCUGUGUGUGUGUGUGUGUGUGUGUGUGUCGGUCAGUGAAUUUGAGUGUGUGUGUCGGUCAGUGAAUGUGUGUGUCAGUGAAUGUGAGUGAGUGUGUGUGUCAGGGAAUUUGAGUGAGUGUGCGUGUCUGUCAGUGAGUGUGUUGGUCAGUCAGUGUAUAUGUGUCGCUCAGUGAGUGCGUGCGUCUGUCAGUAAGAGUGUGCGUCUGUCAGUGAGUCUGUCAAUGAGAGUGAGUCUGUCACUGUGUGUCCGAGUAAUAGUGUAUGUCUGUCUAUCAGUGUGUCAAAUCAGUGAGUGUGUGUAAGUCAUUGUUUGUCAGUGUAUAUGAGAGUGUGUGUCUGUCAGUGAGUGUAUGCAUUUAUCAUUGAGAGUGUGCAUCUGUAAGUGAGUGAGUCACUGUCAGUCAAAGUGCGGCCUUGAUAGGAAGGGGUGGGGAAAAUUAAAAAUUUUGGGGGCAGCACAAAUCCUAAAUACACCACUGUUUCACAUACGAAAGCAUUGGAUUGGCUAAGACUGUCAAGGAGGCAGAUCACGGGCAGAGCCAGCACAAGUAAAACACAGCCCUUGCCAAUCAACAUCUCAUCAUGAAUCAAUGCAUCUCUAUGAGGAAAGUUAAGUGUUUGCAUGCAGAGGGUGGAGACACUGAAUGGCAGUCACACUGUGCAGCACUGCCACAGGAAGCACCUCUAGCAGCCAUAUGAGGAGUGGCCAGUGAAGUUAUCACUAGGCUGUAAUGUUAACACUGCAUUUUCUCUGAAAAGACAGUGUUUAAAGCAAAAAGUCUGAAGGGACCAAUUAGACUCACCAGAACAAAUAUAACAAGCUGUAGUUGUUCUGGUGACUAUAAUCUCCCUUUAACAUAAAAUAUAACAUGACUAUGGACAAAUAUAAGAGUUCUCCUACUCUACAGAAAAUCUGGUAUCUUUGGCUAAAUUGUGGUGAGUAGGUUUACUGUUGUCAUGCUAUUUUUAGGGUAAUAUGUGGUUAUAAACUAUUAUGACUUUUACUCUUGAAUGUUCUUCCUUCUUUGUCUUCUUCGAUAUCAUUUCUCACUAGGUUAUUUGUUUUCAAUAAUGCUGAAAAAAUGUUCAAUCAUGCUGUGCUUCAAUGUACAUUUUGAGUUGUACAUUUGUGACUUUCUUAAAGAUUCUGAAAAGAAGCUUUAAAUAAUUUAGAGAUCAUUCUAUCUGUAGGGUUAUAUUCAGAAAACCCUGCAACCCUUCAAAAAAGUAUUAUUAUUUUUUGUUAGAACCAUUACAAAUACUAGGAAACAAGCAAUUAAUGUUAAGACUACCACGAGUCAAAAAUCUAAGAUUAGUGACUUCUACUAAGGGCUUCCGUGCUUGCUGUUAAAAGGCUGGUAAAGCAUUGUAAAUACUAACAGACUGUAGAUCCUAAAAAAGUAUCAACCCCAUUUUACGGUUAACACUUGCAUUUGAAAUAGAGUGCAUUCUCUACUGAUAUCCACCACCUCUUAGGUAUAUUAUUUUGCUAAUUUGAUGUACGUCAAGGAAUCAUUGCCAUUGGAUACUGUAAAUGGCAUAGGCAGAGGGACUGUUGAAAGGCCUGUCACUCAGUGCAUGACAGGUACAUUGUCGCCAAAUGGGCUAUAGGAGCUGACCAUUACCUUUUUCCCAACCCACACCAAUGAAACACUGACACUUUAGGGUAUGGGUCAAAAUGUCCACAGCUUUUAUUUAUAAUAUAUAAUAAUAAUAAUAACGAUAAUAUAUAAAUAACAUAAAAGUCAUUGCCCACCCCCACAUCCACAGCCAUCCAUCAUUAUCAUUUUCCACAUAUCAGUUCGCAAGGCAAUGACCCAUCAUAUAUAACAUAACAUAACAUUGUAUAACAAUCCAUAAGUACAACAAAACAAGAUCCAACAUUUUCCACACGAUCCUGGCAGGGGUAUACCUUGAUACCCCUACACCACCCGGGUUCAUAGCUACCAACGAGCUCGAAACCACCAACAUCUUACCAACUGGUAACCAGUCCAUAUUGAAACAGCCAACUCACUACUCUUGCUCUACGCUUCCUUAAGCAGGCCCGUUACCAUCUUAACUUUCCUUUCACUAGCCCGCCGCUGUGACCAAGUGGGUAGAAUAAAACCCAACACUAAAGGGAGGGAGGGACCAAUUCAGCCUGGUACGUCAAUUAGUAAUGAGGUGUUAUAAAAUGUCCGACAUUUAUAUCAGCCUACCCAGAAUCCUGAUCUAUCAAUCACCAACCCCUGCUCCCCUAAGCCCGCUUCCAAGCCCUGUCAAGGCCCCCUCUGCUAAGCUGCGCUUUCUUCUUGGGGCUACAUGAGCACUUUACCUGCGUUCCUUUGAAUGCUGUAGACUUUUCAGAUAAACAAACAUGCAACACCUUAGCUAGUUACACUGUUCUGAGUGCAUUUCCGAGUUCAUUGUAAGCCCUGGUAUAUUGUCGGUCACAAAUGCAACUUUUUUUGACAAUCUCUGAACCAAUGAGGAGAUAGAAACUCUGUGUUUUAAGUCUUCUUUCAUUAUGUUGGAUAUGAGAAGUCUGGCUAAGUAAGGUGAAUUAUCUGACUAAUUUUUGUAAGUUCGGGUUUCUGAGAGAAUCUGUAAAUGUCAUGUGUUACUCUAUACUCUCAUUAAAGAACCACUCUAGGCACCCAGAUCACUUCAGCUUAAUGAAGUGGUCUGGGUGCCAGGUCCAGCUAGGGUUAACCCAUUUUUUCAUAAACAUAGCAGUUUCAGAGAAACUGCUAUGUUUGUGAAUGGGUUAAGCCUUCCCCUAUUUCCUCUAGUGGCUGUCUCAUUGACAGCCACUAGAGGCGCUUGCGUGCUUCUCACUGUGAUUUUUCACAGUGAGAGCACGCCAGCGUCCAUAGGAAAGCAUUAUGAAUGCUUUCCUAUGUGACCGGCUGAAUGCGCGCGCAUUCAGCCGACGGGGAGGAGAAGAGGAGGAUCGGAGGAGGAGAGCUCUCCGCCCAGCGCUGGAAAAAGGUGAGUUUUUUAACCCCUUUCCCCCUUCCAGAGCUGGGCGGGAGGGGAACCCUGAGGGUGGGGGCACCCUCAGGGCACUAUAGUGGCAGGAAAACAAGUAUGUUUUCCUGGCACUAUAGUGGUCCUUUAAGCUAUCGAGUACAAGUCAGAGGUUCUCGUGCACAGAGUGUUUGCUUGUUUGAGAGUGACCGUGUAUCAACAACAAGCUCAUUGCUCUUAGCUCUCGAUUUUGUGUUGUGUCAGUUUGAUCUGAAGAGAAUUUCUUCAAUAGGCAUAGUGGAGGAAUCUGAAUACUGGUGAAUACCAUGUUAAUAUAGCUGUUCCCUGGGUGCAGUCUGGAAAUAAAAACAAGUUUUUAUCUCCUGCUCUGUUAAUUGAACUUUAAUCACACAAAGUAGACAUAUGCAGGCUAUUAACAGAGCAAGAGAUAAAAAAAAAAACAAAAAAAAUCUAAAUUAAACUCACUGGCCAAUAAAGGAAGUUUAAACAUUAGAUCUCUCUUUACAGGAAAGAUUUAUGGAGUCUGUGUAAGUUACAUGAAGGGAGGUGUGGCUAGGGCUGUAUAAACAAAGUGAUUUAACUCCUAAAUGGCAUAGAAUUGAGCAGUCAGAUUGCAGGGGCAGGAUCCCUAACACCAAAACCACUCCAUUAAGCUAAAGUUGUUUUGGUGACUAUAUUGUCCCUUUAAAACACACAUGGCCUAUUUGUAUCUGCCAGCAAUCUGCAAAGCGGAAUAAUAGCCACAUAUAAUACAGAGGAGGGCUGGUAGAGGAUGCGGGGAGAAUAAUUAGCUUCCUAGGACACUGGUAUAGUGAAGACUGUGGCGUGAUGCACAACAGAAUACUAAAAUGUAAUAUUGACUAUAUUCACAUAAUAUUGUUUUACAGUUAUUGACAUUUCCUGGUUUGACCUCAGAUAGGAGCAGUUGUUCGCAGUAGUCCCCCCCUUCCAUUGCCAAAUAUAACCUGCUCUAUCAUGAUACAGUAAGUACAGUUGCUUGACUAUUACAAUCUGCAUAUGAGCCCUGCAGACUUUAGAUUUGGUUUAUGACACCUAACGCAUAUAGGAAUGUAUCCAAUGAUUUCAUAGUAAUGUCCAGAUCUCAUAUUGUUUGCAUGACUGUCUUUUUAAUUGCAGUAGAAUGCAAUAAAUGCUAGCAAUCCCAUUACAUUUUUUUUUUUUUUGUGGACACAGUAAAUGUAAGAAAUCCCAAUUACAUCGUUUUUUUACAGACAGCGGUUUUAAUAAGUGUCAUAUUCUGAAUAAAAGAGAAAGCGUGUUAACGCCAGGCUCGUGAUAUAAAUGCCAUUUUAUAAUCUGUUCUUCUGAGCUGCAGUGUUUUAAAACAAUGCACCCUUUCAUGUGCUUAAGUCCUCUUAAGAAAUUAAAAAGGAUGCAGGGAUUUUGUAUUCAUGGCGAUUAUUUGGCUGGUAUGUCUCGGCGGUUAUUAAAUAAGGAUUAGGUAUAACAGCAAGGGUUUUGGACCGUAAUACUCAAAAUAACAUAAACAGCUAGCUCAGUUCUUUAUAUUCUUGUGACACUAAUCUAUUCAGCACCCAGUAAAACCACCAGUAAUUUAACAACCAUUUGCACUUUGAGUCCAUGAACUAUAUUCUCCGUAACCUCUGGUUUGUGAGAUGGAUGUACAGUCUGUGCUGCACAGAAUAUACUUCUCAAAAAAGUAACAUGACAAUGAAUGGAUCAAUUAUUGUAUUAAUAAUUUAUAUAUACUUAGUCUAGUCCACCUUGGCAGCCCUGGGCAGGCCUUCAUAAGGGAACUAAUCUAUUUUGCCAUGGCUCUCCUUUUGGCUCAGUUCUUCUCGCUUGUAACUGUAUGCACAUGGAAUACGGUGUUAUUGUAAUGGAGAAAUUAGGGUCUGCCAGAGCAGGGGUUGACAAAGCUAAAUCUCCAGCUCUGUCUUGUGGCUGGAAAGGCAUUGUGGGAGUUGUAGUUUUAAAGCAGAUAGGAUUGGCAUUUGGCCACCCAUGGGCUAGAGGCUUCAAUUUAAGGGUUACUCAAACCCCAAAACACUGUUUUUGUUUAGAAUAGCCUUUGCCAUGCUCCCCCUCCAAUUGAAAACAAAUAAAAAACUAAAACAUAGGCCCAGGCCAGGUUCUCCCUCACCCUGAUUUUACUCCUCGGAAGUCACUUUCUCUCACCAGAGGGGGACGGAUGUCAUGGAGGACAGGCUGACGGAAGGACAUGGGCUGGCUAAUUGAGCCCAGUGAUGCUGCUGGAGGUGGUGUUACACCUCUGAUUGCAAAGGGCUUAUGUCAGAGCUUUCCGAACUUUUCAUGUUGGUAACACACUUUCCAGACAUGAAUCAUUUUGUGACACAGCGACGGUCGAGAGGGUGUUGAUAUGCGUGGGAUAGGCAUAAGGCUAUCCUAACUAUAAGAUAAGACCAGGGACUAAUGAAAGUAUUUAGAAAAUUGGGCAGACUAGAUGGGCCGAAUGGUUCUUAUCUGCCGUCACAUUCUAUGUUGCUAUGUUUCUAUGUUUCUAAUACAACAAUAGCAAAAAAAAAAAAAAUAUCAACAUGCGCACCAUUUUCAUACUUUUCCUUAAAGAACCCUGUUUCUAUGUGUUCUAUAUCGCGAACAAGUCACUUCAGCAGCAGUUUCGACACAAUUGUGCAUGCCCAGUACAUGUAUGAUCCCUGACCAUCUCUCUUGCCCUAUUCACAAUAUGGUAAUAUAACAUACCCAGCGCAAGUUUGCUCUUCUCACCUUAUUAAUUGUUGCUGGCUGGCUGCUGCGGCUGGUUGGCAGGUAGAUUUCUUCCCCCAGCACCUUUGUGCAUUUGUUUUUCCCCAACCCCUUUGUUUGUCUCUUCCCCCAGCCCUUCUGUGUGUCUCUUUGUCACCCUCAGCCCUUUUAUGUGUCUGUUUGUGCCCCCUCAUACCCUCUGUGUGUCUCUUUCUGCCCCCUCCUCUUAUGCGCCCUUCUGCUGUCCCCCUCCCAUCCUGUGCACUUCUUCUGUCCUCCUCCCCUCCUGUACCCUUCUUCUGUCCCCACCACCCCUCCUGUGCACUUCCGCUGUCCCCCAUCUCCUCAUGUGCCCUUCUUCUGUCCUGCUCCCCUUCUGUGCUAUUCUUCUGUCUCCCCUUCUUUUAAACAUUGUGCAAACAUGUCUAAUGAUGCGCUUGAGCUAUGGUUGUUGGAGACUGUUCCCUGAUAAUUUUAAUUUUCAAGCCAAAAUCAGGACAGUUGGGAGAUAUGCAUAUCUGCACAACAAGAUGAGAUUGUCAUACUAGACCUUGCUGUUAACAGGCAGCAAAGAGUAAGCAACUAGGGAUCGACCGAUUAUCGGUUCGGCCGAUAUUUUGUAUUUUCAGCAAUAUCGGUAUCAGCUAAUAAAGAUACCGAUAAUGCAGACCAGGGCUGCCCGCGCACUCUUACUUACCUUUCCAGCAGCUCCCUUAAGCUCCCCUGUCAAACUCUUGCGAGUCCCACGACUGUCAGAGCGUUGCCACGGGUUACCAUGGCAACGCUCCGAGCAGCACACAGACCGCGAGAGUUAGACAGGGGAGCUGCUGGGAAGCAAAGUAAGAGUGUGCUGGGCCCCCCCAGGACUGCUGCUGGCUCCCCAGGGAAUGCCAUAUCCUCCCUCUCUGGCCUGGUAAGAUGCAGGGAGGGGGGACUAAAACAAAAUGUAAAUUUUCUUUUUAUUUUUUAAGUUAAAAAAAGAAAUGCCCCCCCCCCCAUUUUACACACAUUACAUACCUACACAAACACUCACUGCACAAACACACAAACUUUGCAUUCAUUUUAUACACACAGUACACAAACACUGCAUUCACUAUGCACACACUACACAUUGCACAUUGCAUUCAAUAUACACACACUACACAAACACACACUCUGCAUUUAUUAUAUACACACUACACAAACACACACUGCAUCCACUACACACACACAUAUUCUUGAAAACAUAAAACAUUCUGACUGGCAUGUAUAUUUUGUGCAUUUACCUUAAUUAAAAAAAGAUUUGCAAAUAAAUAAAUAAUUAACAUGUUCAAGUAACAGUAGAAUUGUGUAGAAAUAGUUUAUUUUUUCAAAAUGGUAAAUGUACAGAAUAUCGGUAAAUUAUCGGCUAUCAGCCUGAAAGUUCACAGAUUAUCGGUACCGGCUCUAAAAAAUCAAUGUUGGUCGAUCCCUAUAAGCAACAAAUGGAAAAAGGGCAUUUCAGUAGCAAAAUUAAAUGUUAGACAGGUAAACUGCACAAGGGACAUUACAUUGCUUUCAUUUCUUACCUCUUUCAAAUAGAAUUUUACUGCAAACAGAACAUAAUUUGCUGUUUUCUGCUAUCUGGAAUUUCACCAGUAGGUGUCAGUCUUUUGAGACAAAAUGUUCAAGCAAAACUACUUAGGAGUGCCGCAUUACUUUAUUGGUUUUCUGUGCCCUGCUAAAUAACUUUUUGUUAAGUAACAAAAAUGGUGAACUAUAUUUUUUAACGACCCUUAUCAAAGGUAUAAGGUAUAAAUUAUGUAAAAGGAACACAAUAUUGAAGAAAAAAACACAUUUUUUAAGCAGACUGUGUAUUUAUUUUGAUUUCGGGCCCUUUUUAUAAAACAAACAAGCAACAAAAAAAAUGUAAACAUGGCAAGUAAACAUACCUUUAUUCGAUCCGACUGCUCUGAAAUCAUCAAACUUGAUGACUUUUAACCAAUUCAGUGCGCCUCCCAGAGAAACAUUUAGCCCAGUAACAGCUCACCUUGUUAUUCAUUUAGGAUAUGGUUAAUAAGCUGGAGGAACAUCCCACUGCCCCAUUGCCUCCACCCAUGGGUGACAAGUGGUAGCUCUAACAUAUAACAUAUACUAAAAUGGCCCCGAACCCCCAUGUCCCCACCCUUGCCUCCCUAAAUAUAGUAAAAUCUUACUUGUAUUCAAGACUGCAGUUGCUGCCCCUGGCCUGCCUGCUUGUCUGACACCAUCAUAAGUGUUGAUCAAAAGCAGUUACAAUGUUUUCACAUAGGAAAGCACUGGAUUGGCUAAGACUGUCUAGGAGGCAGAUCAGGGGCAGAGCCUGAAUUGAAUCAAUGAAUCUCUAUGAGGAAAGUUCAGUGUCUGCAUGCAGAGGGUGGAGACACUGAAUGGAAGUAACACUGUGCAGCACUGCCGCAGGAAGCACCUCUAGCAGUCAUCUGAGGAGUGACCAGUGAAGGUAUCCCUAGGCUUUAAUGUAAACACUGCAUUUUCUCUUAAAAGACUGUGUUUACUGCAAAAAGCCUGAAGGGAAUGAUUCUAUUCACCAGAACAAAUACAAUACAAUGUAGUGGUUCUGGUGACCAUAGUGUCCCUUUAAGUUUCUGCCCUUCCCCCCCCUAAAUCUAAUUUAAAAAAAUGGAAACAACGGUUUUACUCACCUUUUUUUUCCCAACACCAAGAUACCAGUCCCUGUAGCAACUUCACAGGCCUCACUGGCCGACUCUUCUUCUCUCUUCUUCUACCUAUUGCUCCACGUAGAGGAUCAAAUGGAGAUUAACUGCGAGAACUGAGUUUGACUCGGUUCUCACAAUGGAAGUGCAGCUAGUGGUUGGCAUUAAGACUGCCACGAGGGGCGUGUUAAUCCUGCAGUUUAAACAUUGCCUUAUCUACUAAACGGCAUUGUUUGAUAUUGUCAUUUUAAACUAAAGUCCAGCUGCGGUGGUCCUUAGUGGUCAUUUAAGUACAGUGCAUUAAGAAAGUAUUCAGACCCCUUAAUUUUUACAGUUUUUAUGUUAUUUUAUUUUUUAUUUAUUUUACAGUUGUUUAAAUAUUUUUUUUCCACAUCAUUCUAUACACAUUAACCUUAUAAUGGCAAAGCAAAAAACUGAUUUUUGAAAUCUUUGCAAAUAUAUUAUACAGUAAAACACUGAAAUAUCACAUAGUCAUAAGUAUUCACACCCUAAAGUCAGUAUGUAGUUGAAGCACCUUUGGCAGGGAUUACAGGCUCAAGUCUUUUUGGGCAUGAUGCAACAAACUUUGUACUCCUGGAUAUUGGUUGUUUCUGUCGUUCAUUUCUGCAGAUCCUCUCAUGCUCUGUCAGGUUUGAUGAGGACCUUCCAUGAGCAGCCAUUUUCAGAUCUCUGCAGAGAUGUUUCAUUGGGUUCUCAAUAACAUUCACAGAGUUGUCCCUAAGCUACUCUUGCAACGUCUUGGCUGCAUGCUUAUGGGUUAUUGUCCUGUUUAAGACGAACCUUCAGCCCAGUCUAAGGUCCUGAGAGCUCUGUACCAGGUUCCCCUUAAGGAUAUCUUUUUAUUUUGCUACGUUCAGCUUUCCCUCAACCCUGAUCCAUCUCCCACCCCCUGCUGCUGAAAAACCACCCCCAAAUCAUGAUGCUAUGACCACCAUUCUUCACCAUUUGGAUGGUAUUGUGACAUAAUGUUUUGAAAUAAAGCCAAGUGGUUCAAUCUUUGCUCAAUCAGACCAGCAAAUCUUGCUCUUAUGUCAAUUUCAUGGUUGAGUAAGGAUAGGGUUCCAUCUGAACAUUCUGACAUUAAGGCCAGAUCUCUGGAGUGUUGCAAUGAUAGAUUUCAUUUCACAAGUUUCUAUCAUCUACACAAACGAUCUCUGGAGCUCACCCAGAGUGAUUAUCGAGUUGUUGGUCAUAUCUCUUACCAAGACCCUUCUCCCGCUAUUGCUCAGUUUUCCAGACAGCCGGCUCUAAGAAGAGUACUGGUUGUUUCAUACUUCUUCCAUUUAAGAAAUACGGAGGACACUUGUUUUUUUUCCUUCUGAAAUACAUUUACAGAUGUGAGACUGUAUAUAGGAAGCUGUGUGUCUUUCCUAAUUGUGCCCAAUAAAUGUAAUUUGCCACAGGUGGACUCCAAUCAAAGUGUAGAAACAUCUCAAAGAUGGUUUAGAAAAAUGGCAUGAAUCUGAGCUAUACUGUAUGUGUCAUAAAAGGAUGUGAAUACUUAUGUCAUUGUGAUAUUUCAGUUUUUCUUUUUAAUAAAUUAAUUCAGGAAGAAGGUCCAUAAGAUAAAUUAGUUAGCAAUUGCUCAUCCCAAUAAAGGUACAAUAAAAAAACAGAGCACACUGCAAGAAUGUUGAAAACAAUGUAUUAUAAAAAAUAUGAGAUCUUCUUAAUUAUAUCUCUCUUUAUAUAAAGCUUUAUUUAUUUAUUUUCCUCUGUAUUGUAUAAUGGUUUGAAAUUAUAUAAUUUAUAUAUAUAAUCCAUUUUUUUCCCCCCUCUAUAUUGUAUAAUGGUUUGAAAUUUGUUACGAGCACAUAUGGAUUAAUUGAAUUCGGAUUCUGAUCUCAAUUGCGUUUACUAAAUUACACUCAUUUAUAUACCCCACUUUAGUUUGUUUCUCAAAUUAAAUAAUUUUUGAUUCCCAUAUUCUGGGAAAUCUGAGAAGUAUUUUGACAUAUCUAAAAAUUUCGGUUUAUGAGUAUUGACUAAAACGUGGAAAUUGUGAUGAAAUUAAAUUUAGAUUUCCAAUACGUAAGACAGAAAACCUUGGCUUGCAUUGAAAAGAGGAGUUAAGGAAUUUGUUAGAUUUCCACUUCAACUUAGUUUUCUUAUUUAUAAAUAAUCCUAAUCCCCUUAAUAUUCAAUUUUGGUGCUUUCCAUUCCUUCCUAACCAAACAGUCUUUCUGUGUUGCUUGCUAUAGCAACUAAUUACCCCGACGUGUGAGGAUUGAGAAUUACUCUGGCUUGCCAGCAAUCCUGUUAUUUUCGAGUUAGUAAAAUUUACGGUUACCGGGACAAUGAGGCAUGAAUGAAUAAAACGUGUGGUUCCCAAGCACUUUGUCACCAGCCGUAAAUGAUGCUUUAUAUCUCUGAUAAAUGUAUCUCUGGGUGGAGAGAAGGUCACUUGUACAGGUCAUCCCUUACUUGUAUCUUGGCCAUGUUCCUUGUUUGUUAUGGAGUGACUCCAAACCUUUUAAUAUGGUGUCUUUCAAGAAGAAGGGAAAAUCAUAUAUUUUUGUUAUCAAACAUUGGUGUUAGAACAUUUCAGCACAUCUUAAAGGGAAUAGUCAUAUUUUUUUUCUGGAUUUGUUGUGGUGACAAAUCUUGCUCUGUAAAGUAAUGUCCUCAGAUUCUCAGUAGUGUUUUUGAGGACAUUCAUUCCACCAACUUACAAAAUGGAAAAUAGAUUUCAGUGCAUACAGAGGUGUCAGAGAUUUUGACAUUCAUGUGUUGAAACGUUGCCAUUUUUUUGAAUAAAGUUGAGAUCCAACUGAGUGUCUGGGAACAUUACAUUAUUGGACUAUUAAGAGUUUCCUAAUCUAACGCCACAGCUCCGGAGGUAAGUCGGUGGAGUGUUGAGGAAUCUCCAGGAAAGCAGUGUAUGACAAACAGACCUUGGGAAGAACUACAUUGUGAUAAAUUGUGGGUUAGUUGAGACUUAUCAAAACUUACAUAGCCUCCUAACAUCAGUGGCAACCCAGUGGGCAGGGUAAAAGGGGGCAGGCCGGUGAUGCAAAUUACUUCACUGGUGCAGCCCAAAAUGAGCAAACCCACCCAGAAUAGGGCCGUAUCCACCCAAAUAACUGGCAUGCCAGGCUACCUGCCAAUCAUACAGGCCAGCACACUGAAAGCAGACAAUGCAGUGAGAUUUGUUUUAGUGCUCUCCACGGAAUCCUAUUGCCUUUGGUGUAGCGCGAGUGUGUUUAAUGAUAUGUUUACGUUAUACUUUUUUGGGACAGUUCCUUUGUGUCCCCAAAAGUGGGACACCAAGGAACACACCCAGGACAGCGGGACAGGGCCCUAAAACCUAAACCAGGGCUAAGCAAUCUUCGACACUCCAGAUGUUGUGGACUACAUAACCCAUGAUGCUUUGACAGCAUUAUGGCUGUAAGAACAUUAUGAGAGAUGUAGUCCUCAACAUCUAGAAUACCAAAGGAUGCCUGCAUCUAAACUGUGACCUAAAUCAGGAUGAUUGGGAGACUCGAAACAUAUCAAAACUGAUUUCCAAUUUUACACUAUAAUCAUUAACAUUUCAAGAGCUCAUUUGUUCCCUCUAUCAGUGCAGUUCUUUGUACAUAAAUAGAUCAAUGUCUUUACACAAAAGCACUAGUUGAAAGUUAUUGUGGGCAGACACUCAUUGCAGCUACUGAUGGUAUAACCCUAAACAUAGUAAAGUUGGUAACAAACAUUCUUAUACUGAUAAAAGCUGGGCAGAUAAAAAAAAAAAGUAAUGUAUGUAGAGCUGAAAAAAAGGUUUAACUUGCUUUAUGUAUGGCAUUUUAGUGAUACAUUUGGGCUCAGGGCUGCCAUAUGGUACACUCACAAACAUGUGUACACACACACUCUCACACCCAGACAGAUACACACUGCCAGAGACAUACACAACAACUCCCAGACACACACACAUACCCAACUCCCAGACACACGCGCAUACCUAACUCCCUGACACACACAUAUCCAACUCCCAGGGAUACACGCGCAUACACAACUCCCUGACACACGCGCAUACCCAACUCCCAGACACACGGACAUACCCAACUCCCUGACACACAUAUAUCCAACUCCCAGACACACACGCGGAUACACAACUCCCAGACAUACACAUAUCCAACUCCUAGACACACGUGCAUACCCAACUCCUAGGCAAACGCAUACACAACUCGCAGACAUACACAACUACUAGACACACACACACUAAUACACAACUCACAGAGUUGCAUGGCAAAAUGUAUGCUUUUCCCAUUUUUAGUCACCCUGGCAUCUAGGAAAGCGAGGCUGGGGCAGGUACACAGCUCUUCUUGAACAUUGGGGGAUAUGGUAUGACAUCACAUUCUCCUAUGAUGUGAAUAAAUAUUGGAGCUGUCAGUAGAGUGACCUGCUCAGUUGGAGAGCUGCAGUCGCUACCUUAUUAAAUGAGAUUUAAAAAAAUAAUACGAAAAUGCCUGUUCAUCCAACAGUGAAUGGUGAUGUGUUUGCAAUUAAUUUUAAACAUUUAGGUUGAAGUAACAGAAUGCUACAGAGUGGAAAUAAUUAUGUGGCAAAAGAGGAAUUUGUCGGAAAUGUGAAAUUAAAUGUAAAUUGUAUUAACACUGUCUGACUUAUUCAUCUAGUUCUUUAUUGUGUCUCCUUUUUAGGCUGGCAGUGAUGGUGAGAGUGUUGGCAACUGUCCGUUCUCCCAGCGUUUAUUUAUGAUCCUUUGGUUGAAAGGGGUAAUAUUUAACGUGACCACCGUGGACCUGAAGAGGUAAUUACCUAAAACAGUGCAUUUAAAAGUAGAAUGGACUUUUGUUGUUGCUUUGAGCAUUUUAGUGACAAAGGAAAAUAGUUAAGAGUGUCAAAUAAUUACGAGGGCAUUGUAGAGGAAAGAAGGUAUUUACGGGGGUCAUAGAUAUUUACGGGGGUCAUGCGUGCAGGAGAUAGGGGAAAGAAAAGGUAAGUGAUACACUAGUGCAGGAGUAGGCAACCUUUGGUAUGUUAAGGGAGAUUAUUUGCCCCAUAAGGCUCCUACAGCCUGAAAUUUUUGCAUUAAAAUAUCGGGAAUGUAAUCCAGAAUAUCUGGACUGCACAAGGUUGCCUACCCCUGCACUAUAAACACUGGAUCUUUAUGGCUGCAGUGAGAGAUGGGUGAGCAGUUCAUUUCUCUUAAAGCAUUAAAAUAUUUUAUUGCAUAAGGACAUGUUAGCACUUAACAUGAACCUGUAAUUACAUGUUUACAAGUCUCACACACUGCUCAACAUGCAAUCAUUGUGACAAAAACUGUAUGUUACAUUGUAGUCGGGGAGAGAGCGCAGGUAAACUUUUCAUUUGGGCUGUUUAUUGAUUGACGUUAAGCAAUACUAAGUAAUAUAGCCAUUGCACCUAUCCAAUGGGAUUUUGAGCAGAGGGCUAAUAUCUGUGUUCUAGUGGUUGUUGAGAUUUUUUUUUUUUUAUAGAUUUGUAUAGAUUUUUAUUUUGUACAGUUGACAAUCUAAAUAUGUGGGGGGUUUUUAAGUCUCUAAUAUAUUUUGUUUAUAAAUUUAUAUUUUGUUGAUUUAUAUUUAUGCGUGUGAAACACACUAGUAUGCAGCUGCUUGUUUUAUGUUUUUAGGUAAAAUCAUUGGGCAGUAAUUGACACUGUUGUACGCAGCUUGCAGACCUAUUUUUAUUUAAAUGACAGUAGGCAAAGCAAACCAAACUACUAGUUAUUCAAAUGAGUUAAAUAUCUUUUUCAUUUAUUUGUAAGAUUCAACGUUGACUUAUUAUAAGGUCGUACCACAGCUUCAUAAUACACAUCAGUAAAAUAUUUUUCAUUUUAGGUGCUAUUUCUCUUUCAUUUCAGAAGAUAGGAUAAUUAUUUGGCUGUAGAGCUAUUUCACACCGAAGGAGCAGUAGAGCAUUAGAAAUAGAAAACUAUAUAUAUUUUUUUUAAUUCUUUAUUUAAGAGAGUCAGUCAAAUAGAAAUACAAUGUACAUCUAUAAUAGAAUAAGCAUGUGUUUAACAUAGGACAGAUAAUAUGCUUAAUAAAUAAUAAUUUGAAUUUCUUCUUCUUACUGUGUCUCUUAUUGAGAUAUUAUGUUUCAGUUGUAUUAAGAUCAUAAUUCUGCUCUCAUAAUUUUAACAAGUAAAGAAUUUUAAAAACUGCCUCAGUCCUUAGCCUUAGGUGAGUGAGCCCCCUCCGUGACAAUGAGAGGCUUAAAAACCCUCUUUUCACUUACCUUCACGCCAGUGGAGGACUUAGUGCAUUUGUGCUCCAAGCACCGAAAACACAUUAGACCUCUCCCAUAAUAAAGCAUUGAAGCAAUGCUUUCCUUGGAGAUUUUGAAAGACAAAGCAUUACCUUUUGUGUCACUAUACCCAACUCCCUCUAUCAUGUAAGCUCAUUGAGCAGGGCCCUCAACCCCUCUGUACCCGUUCGUCCAGAUUGUCUGGUUACAAUUACGUGUCUGUUAGUCCACACAUUGUACAGCGCUAUGGAAUUUGCUGGCUCUAUAUAAAUAAUAUAAUAAUAAUAAUGAAGACGUCCAACAUCGUUUCACAGAGUGAAACUUCAAGAAGUGCUCUAGUGGCUGUCUGGAAAACAGACACUAGAGUUUAUCUUAACCCUGCAAUGUAAACAUUGCAAUGAGAUGAAGUGGUCUCGGUGCCUAUAGGAUCCCUUUAAUUAAUAAGAAAAGGGAAAAGGACAGUGGCACAAGUAAAUUUCUUUGAUAAUACCAAAAAUGUUUUAUGGAUAAAGUAUACCGAUCGGAAAGAAUAAUUAAAACCCAUAUAUUUGUUUCCACAGUCACUAACACCCUUGUGCCAUCUCUGCAGGAAACCAGCAGACUUGCAGAACCUGGCUCCUGGAACAAAUCCUCCUUUUAUGACGUUUGAUGGCGAAGUAAAAACAGAUGUUAAUAAAAUAGAAGAAUUCUUGGAGGAAAAACUUACAGUGCCAAGGUAUGUUUUUUAACAGAGAUCCAGAGCAGCGUCUGGGGCUGAGUGUAGGGGGAAGAAAAAAAGCCUGCGUGCAAGCCUUUGAUGGUCCAUGCGACAUGAACCUUCGUACCGUCUUUUACGUCCCGUUUAGUUUAUUGUUCUCAGAGGUUUUUUGUUUUUUUUCCCCCAACAUUCUUUUUUUAUUCAGCAAAAUAUAUGACUGAAGUCCUAAGUAAUGACAGCACCUGUGCACAAACAGCAAGGAAAACACAGUUCUAAUCAAAUAAAUCAUUAUUCACAACUGGUCCAAUGUGAGUUGUAAGAAGGGAUAAUCAUGGAAGGGACAUGGGAUAUUAUGAUAUAAAUAAUAGAACUGUGGGUGAUUUAACUCUGCAAAGUGCGGGUAAACAUCUCUAUACCUUAAGGCUUAGAGUGCAAACUGUAACAAAAUGCAGCUAAUACAUAACCUGUAUGAGAGGUUUUCAAUUAAACAUAAUGUAGUGCUGUAUAAAUAAGUUUAAUUUAGAAUGUUGUGCGUAUGUAUAAAUUAUAUAUGUUAAAGGGACAUUUUAAGCACUAUAACCACUUCAGCAGCAUCCACUGGCUGAUGAUCACUGCCAAUGAGUAAUGUCCAAAGUAGAUAGGCAUUGGAAUGCUAAUGCAUAAAUUUGAACUUUAGCAUAGCUUUGCAGAACAGGACUGUUUGGCAGCCGAAUUGAGCAAAGUAAGUGUCAAAUCAUUCAUAAGUGGACUGAUUGACAGCUUACCCUUGAACAAUGUCAACAGACUUGAGGCACCAUUGCCACUAGAGUGCGCAGGAGUGGUUAUGGUACUUAGAAUAUCCAUUCAAGGAACAAUCAAGCUCACAUGAGCUUGAUUAGUGUGAGCAGGUUCUGGAAGAUGGUUUCGGCAAUCAUGUGGACAUAAUUUAGAGUAAAUUAUGUGUAUGUAACUAUAUGGUGGUGAAAAUGCGUAUCCUCGGGUUUAUAACUAAAUAUAUAAUCUAUUCCAUUGUGCUUCCCCUCUAGCGAUCUAAGGGCUAUUUUUAAGAAGGGAGGGACUACCCAUUAUUUAAACUGCUAGAUUUAUAUGCAGUAUAUGUUACUACCUGUCCCCUCUACCUUCCUCUCUAUAACUGCUCUAUAUUUUAUAAUCUAUUCAUAGAUAUGUCAUUGAGCACUCUAAGCAUCAUGAUAUCUAUGCUCCAUACUUUCUAAUUUCUCUCCAACUAUAUAGUCGCUUAGUUUGAAUAUAUAACUUGUAUUUUUUUUGGGAGGCAAUUGUUCUGUGUAUAUACCCCUUAUUAACAUAUAUAUUUUGUUUUUGAGGGGGCACUCUGUCUAAACAUUACAAUUGUUUGCCAAUUCUUCACUAUAUAUGCUACCUCGAAUAUAGGAGCGUUUGACCAUUUUGUAUGGUUUGAAUUAACUUUAAAAUAUAAGUGCUUCUGCACUACUAGAGGUAAUAUUUAAGUGAUAGCCCUAUUUACUUCUUGCCGUCCCUUAUUUUGGUUGGUAUACCAGACUUACUAGGAUAGCACUGCAGAAGCCCAUAGAGCCAGCCUAAAUAAAGCUCAGAGGGGAUAUCUGCUGCUAAGAAUAUGCUGGUGAUACCGUUAUACCACUCAGGGAUUAUGGGACAUUUUUGUAUCUACCUGACUUUUUAAACUCACACUUUAUUGGGACAUCUCAGUCCUUGAAUCCAAUGUAUAUAGCAUAUUGUUAUUAGGCUGCUGUACAUUUCCAGGUAACACAACUAGGCACAUUUGUCUUUUGGCAUUGUGACUAGCAUUUUAUGUUAUUCUCCCCCUUUGUUUCAUUAAAUAUAUAAUCUAACACUAAAAACAGGGAGCAGUGAAAAUAACCUAACCUGGCCAGAAAGCCUCCAAAAUACAUGGGUAGAGAGUAGAAGCAAAUCACUGUGUGCACAAAGUCAACUUCAGAGCAAAGCGAACAAACAUCUUCCGAUAACGAUGGGCGAGGCGAUUGCUGCACUUAUUAUUAUUUAUAUAGCGCCAUCAGAUUCCGUAGCGCUGUAUUAUCUUAUUAUUAAUAAUAAGCUUAUUAUCGGAGACAUAAAGGCCAGGCCCCACGUGUUCCUAGAAAUUAAGAAUUAUCGUUACUGGGUGUGUUGUAAUUUCCUGCAGACAAGACAUUCCAUAAUGGCAGUCUCCUGGUCCAGCAAAUUAAAGGUUUAGCAUGCAGAUCGACAGAGUCAUUCUCAGCCAGAAUGUAUGAGCAGCCUGAACUCUAGUUACAUUCAUCUGGGCCUCUGUGGCGUAUAGCAAAGUGGGGAACCUAAGUGGUAGGCCUUAAUCUCUGGCAGAUAUUGAUGGCCCACGGAUUGUAAAUGGUUCUGACUCCAGUAAUCUAUAACUAUGUACCAUUGCUACAGCUCCACCUACUGUCUGACAAAUAUACUUCUUGGAUACAAUAACUAUGAUGUAUGAUAUAAUAGAUUGUCCUGCUGUAAGGUGCUUCGGUAUGGAGGCCAUCUUGACACUCUUACAUAAACUAGAAUUUCUCUAAAAUAAAAAACUUUAUAAAUAUUUUAUUGAUGGCAUCCACACAAGGGGUUAAAUGAAAGAGAAUCUAAGGCAUGAGACGUCAGAAAUCCAGUUUAUUGACAAUUUUAGGUAGUUCCAAGAGUACCUAUAUACCAAGCCACUUCAUUCUAUGUCAAGACCAGAAAUUGACUAGAUCUAGCCUCCAAGCUAGGUAUAACUUGGAGGAAAGACGAGACGGGGGGGAUAUGAUAUAAACAUUUACAUACAUAAAGGGAAUCAACACAGUAAAGGAGGAGACUAUAUUUAACCCUUUAAGGACCAAACUUCUGAAAUAAAAGGGAAUCUUGACAUGUCACACAUGUCAUGUGUCCUUAAGGGGUUCAAAGAAGAAAAACUACUACAACAAGAGGACAUAGUCUUAAAUUAGAGGGGCAAAGGUUUAAAAAUAAUAUCAGGAAGUAUUACUUUACUGAGAGGGUAGUGGAUGCAUGGAAUAGCCUUCCAGCUGAAGUGGUCGAGGUUAACACAUUGAGGGAGUUUAAGCAUGCGUGGGAUAGGCAUAAGGGACUAAUAAAAGCAUUUUGAAAAUUGUGCAGACUAGAUGGGCUGAAUGGUUCUUAUCUGCCGUAACAUUCUAUGUUUCUAAUGUUACAACACAGUCUUUAAAAUACUUGUCCUCCCCAUUGAAAUGUUUGUUUUGUAUAAAACACAGAUACAUUAGGGUCCAGCUCUAGCAUUUUUCAGGCCCUGUUCUAUAGCCAGUAACCUUUUUGUAUCUCAUUAUAAGUUUAAGUGAAAUAGCAAAAAUAGAUUUCCUUAAGUAAUGUAUGCUGACCAAAGUGUUUUUGUCCAGUAUAGCCCGCAUUAUGCUUUUCUGACCCAUGUUUAAUAUUUUAUAAAGGUAUCCCAAGCUUGCAACAAAACACCCAGAAUCCAAUUCAGCAGGAAAUGAUGUGUUUGCAAAAUUCUCAGCUUAUAUAAAGAACCCCAGAAAAGAUUUAAAUGAAAGUAAGUAUUUAUGUAACCUGCAUAUAACUGUUACAUAAAAGAUAAAGUUUUUAUGCAUUGCCCAAAUUAAUAUGUGCGUUUUAUUUGAACCACUUUACACGAGUUCUAUAGUGUGAGAUAUUAAAGGGACAGCAUCAUAAAAAAAGUGUAUUUUUCUUUUCUUUUUCUAUUUUGCUUAUCAGUUUCCACACUGCUGUGGAAUAUAGAUAGAAUGUGUUAUAAUAAGUGUUUGCACCUAUUAAUUGUGGUUAACUCCUUAAGGACCAAAUUUCUGGAAUAAAAGGGAAUCAUGACAUGUCACACAUGUCAUGUGUCCUUAAGGGACACUAUAGUCACUAGAACAAUUUCAGCUUAUUGUAUUUGUUCUGGUGAGUAUAACCUGUCCCUUCAGGCUUUUUGCUAUAAAACACUGUAUUUUCAGAGAAAAUGCAGUGUUUACAUUACAGCCUAGAGAUAACUCCACUGGCCACUCAGAUGGCUACUAGAGAUGCUUCCUGGAGCCGUGUUACACACUGUGCAGCACUGACAUUGGGGCGGGGGCUCGUGGGCUAGAUGGUGCUUUUAACACUAAAAGGUCAGGAAUACAUGUUUGUGUUCCUGACCCUAUAGUGUUCCUUUAAACACAAGUUGAGACACAUAUCUCAACUUAGGGAGCACUGUGUUAAACAUGGUGGGGUUGCUUUGUAACAAGUGCCCCGGCAAGUCCAAUGCAAACUGUAAAUGUUUGUGCGUGUCAGGGUAACACAGUGCCAGGUUAGUAUUCGCCUCAGUGCAUCAAGCUUCAUCCAGUUUUAGCUCAUGAGUUAAAAAUUACAGAUUUGGGUAGGAGUUAGAACUCCUCCAUAAAUUCUGCAAUUUACUCAAACACUCACAUUGCAAUUGAUGAUUUCCAAGUCUUUUUACCCUAACUGGAGUCAAAUAUUUCAGGGCUUAGUAAGUCAUUUGCACUACAUUAUGUCCUUUCAGAGAUGGUACCCAUCAGUUGGAUGUGGACCUGCGUCUUGUGCUUACCAAAGUGGUGCAUUUUUAGUCUACAUGUACAUAAUUUAGUUAUACAAUCCUAUGUAUUCAGAGAGAGCUCAAUUUACAAGAAAAGUAUUAAUAAAUGUAACAUAUUAUAGAUAAUUUUUCAUUUUCUUUUGAUUCAUCUAUUUUCCUAGCUGUUUAAAUAUAUAAAUAUUGUAUUUAUCUGCUUUAGAAAUAUAUGCCACUGUUGAAAUUAUAUUAUUCUUCCCAUUACAGCUUUAGAAAAAAAUUUGCUGAAGUCCUUAAAGAAGCUGAAUGACUAUCUGAACUCACCUCUGCCGGAUGAGAUUGAUGCUUACAGUACGGAAGAUGUCACAAUUUCAAAGAGGAUGUAUUUAGAUGGUGAUGACCUCACAUUAGCGGACUGUAACCUCUUACCAAAGCUUCAUAUCAUUAAGGUUAGUGUUUGUUCUGAGAUAAAUAUAAACAUUAUAAAUGUAUAAUAUUAUAUAAUUAUUAUAUACAUAUAAAUAAGUAUAAAAGGGUAUAAAAUAAUAAAUACAUUAUAUAAAUAUUAUAUAAUAUAAAAAUUAUAUUUUUGAAACAAGUAGAAAAUAUUACUGUUACAUCAUCUUCAUGACAAAUGUUUCCCAUGUUCAUUAAAAUGUUUGCAUGUCAAAUAACGACUUAAUACAAACUGACUCUAAAAUUACCAGUUAUUCACUAAAGUGAGAAUUCCAAGUGAAUAUCAUAUUUAAGACCAGCAUAGCAUAGUCAAACUAAAAUAAGAGUUAGCGUAGUACAUUUUUACAUUUUGGUGUUUUUGAGGUUAAAUUUGAAAUUCACUUUGAAUUCUUACUUUGGUAAAUAACCCUGUAAAUGAUAAAAUUAUAAGGCGAUGUCACAAGCAGAGUUAUUGUCAAAAGUGGGAAUGUCAAGGAAUAUCUGUCACUAGAGUCGUACCCCAACACGCAGGAAAGAGGAAACCCUCAAAUAGAGGACCAGAAAGACGUAUUACCGAGCCUUAGAAUGGCCGGACUUAACAUAUUAAUUCAACAAGAAACAGAGUCAAGACAGAGCCAGGGUCAGGAUACCAGAAAUUAUGAGCCAAAUAAGAACCCAGGGUCAGGAUACCAGAAAGUAAGAGUUAAUUACAAAGCCGGGGUCAGGAUACCAGAAAUUACGAGUCAAAUAAGAAGCCAGGGUCAGGAUACCAGAAAGUAAGAGUUAAUUAGGAAGCCGGGGUCAGGAUACCAGAAAGUAAGAGUUAAUUACGAAGCCGGGGGGCAGGAGACCAGAAAGUAAGAGUUAAUUACGAAGCCGGGGUCAGGAUACUAGAAAUUACAAGUCAAUUACAAAGCCGGGGUCAGGAUACCAGAAAUCACAAGUCAAUUACGAAGCUGGGGUCAGGAUACCAGAAAUCACAAGUCAAAUACGAAGCCGAGGUCAGGAUACCAGAAAUCACGAGUCAAAUACGAAGCCGAGGUCAGGGUACCAGAAAUCACGAGUCAAAUACGAAGCCGGGGUCAGGAUACCAGAAAUCACAAGUCAAAUACGAAGCCGCGGUCAGGAUACCAGAAAUCACGAGUCAAAUACGAAGCCGAGGUCAGGAUACCAGAAAUCACGAGUCAAAUACGAAGCCGAGAUCAGGAUACCAGAAAUCACGAGUCAAAUACGAAGCCGAGGUCAGGAUACCAGAAAUAACAAGUCAAAUACGAAGCCGAGGUCAGGAUACCAGAAAUCACAAGUCAAAUACGAAGCCGAGGUCAAACACAGGAAAUCACAAGGGAAUCACUAGGAGCACGAAACGAGGAUCUAAACAGAAAUCAUGAUAGGGCAAUGAAUGGAGGCUAAUACAAGCCUUAAAUAGGCUCAAAAGAGUUCCCAUUGGUCCACGUCAUCUCUGCGAGCCCAAGCAGCAUUGGGUCGCCUUGAUGAUGUGGUCCCUUUAAGGUAAUGACGUCAUGGGUUUAUAUUUUAUUUUUAGGGAUUGUAGAGGGAACCGUUCGCGGGACCAAACGUAAGAAUUCUAUUCAGGCCGCGCGGCCCGAAUGUUCCACGUGGCCAUGCAGCCACGCAGUGCACUCUACCCGCUUUGCCCAAAGAUCGGCGCCGGCUAAAGGUAAGUUUGUGACAAUAUAAAAAUUAAUUUCAAAAGUUCUAUUUAAAGAUUAUUAAAGCAGUGACAGCGCCGCUUUAAGAUUUGGUGGACCAGAAGGGAAUAAUCAUAUGUAUCAAACAAUGAGUGGUAAACUCAGUCUACAGUGGGGGCUGAGAGAAUUCAAAGAUUGUACAAUGGCCAGGCCGUGUGGACAUACAAUGCUUACAGAGAUACUAUGGACAUGUGGAAAGCAAAGAGACUGCAUGGUGCUGUGUUCAGCACAGAAGCAAUAUGGAGGAGUAUAUAUAGAAACAGUAGGGACAUAUGAUGUACAGACACUAUCGAACUUUAAUGGGCAUGGAAUCUAUAUGGAGAUAGAGUGGCCAUGAUAAUGUGUGCAUUACUGUACAGAAAUGUACUGUAUAGAAAUGUGUUGGCUACACAGAUUGUUUGGAGAAGCAGUGGGAAUAGAAACUGUAUAGAAAGCUGUGGCGAGUUUAGAACGUGUGGAUUUAAGGUGGCCAUUGGAAUAUAGCAGAUAUGGUAUAAAUACAAUAUGGAGAUAUGGAAGUACAGAGAUACCAAAGUAUUGAAUAAAAAGGGGGGUUGGAUAUCCUAAUGUCCAACCCCAUCCCACCCAGGGGCUUAGGGUGGGAGUUUUUAAAAUAAAGGGGGUGGAUAUGUUACCGUCUUCAAGAAGUAACUAAAGGAUCUAGUAUGGAGAACGUGGUUAGGAAAGCAAAACAAUAUGGAAGAGAUGGAUCUUUCACAGAUGUAAUGGCAGAAACAGUAUGGAACCCGAUGGAACUGGCAGUAUGGAGAUGUAGCAAGUACGGAGAUAAUUUGAGUAUGUGAUGGUCCAGAGGAUGCAGACUGUGUGAAGUUGUUAAACCAGACAUUUGAUCAGGUCUUUGGCAAUGUACUGAUUUCAUGAGAAUUAAAACAACUGAAAAUUAUUAGGAGAAGGAUGUUGAAGUAUGCGGUCACAUUGUUUUUUCAAUUUGUUUUCUAGGUUGCAGCCAAAAAGUUCAGAAACUUCGAGAUCCCGUCUGAAAUGACUGGAAUUUGGAGAUACUUAAACAAUGCUUAUGCCAGGGAUGAAUUCACCAACACAUGCCCAGCAGAUACUGAAAUCGAAUUUGCCUAUUUUGGUGUUGCCAAAAAAACAAAUCUACAAGACAAAUAAAUAUUGGUUUUCAGAGCAAAAUGGAUAGGGGGGUUGGUUUCAUCUAUAUGGGCCUUUAAACUGAGAACACAUCAACCAGAUAAUCAACGACUCUCCUGUCUUGUUAAUCUGUCUUUGUAGCACGUAUAGCCGCCACUGAAAAUCCACUAUAACUCCCAUCACCCCUAGCUAUGCAUAGCUACAUUAUUAUGGGUGUUGAAGUCUGUGGUUUCAUAUCAGUGAACAAUGGGACUCGACUGUGAAGUUAUAUAGAUAUCAUUAAUGUUCCCAUUAUGUUUCCAAGUUAUAUAAUUUAUAGCCUGCAUUACCCAAAUAGCUUAAUUUAUCAACUUUUUAUCAUAAUUAUUAUGUAAACACCAGGUAUAAAAACUGUUGAAACCUACACAGGGUUCCUUGCUAAAGUGCAACGUUUUGCAUUGUACUCACAUAGAAUACCAUAUUACCACUAUAGUAACCAUGGGUUUGCUUAUAUUUGUAAAAUUGUUCUUAACAAGUCACUGUAGAUUGAAUAAAAAUAGUACAAGUUCAACAUUUUGGUCAGAAUAGAAGUAGGGAAAUGUACCGAUCUGGUGAUUUUCUUCCAAUUUUGUUGUUUUGGUUAAAAUUUACUUCUCAUUUGUUAAUUUUCUAAAUAACGAUUUAGUGAUUAAACCCUAAUAAGACAUCUGACCUUUAAUAGCUAUGCUACACCUACUAAUGUACAAACAGGGUUAUUUACCAUAGUGAGAAUUGUCAGAAAUUCAAAGUGAAUUUCAAAUUUAAAAGGACAUUCUAAGCACACAAAAAACGUCAGCUAAAUGAAGCAGUUGAGUGUAUAGAACAUUCCCCUGUAGUCUCACUGCUCAAUUAUCUGCCAUUUAGGAGUAAAAUAACUUUGUUUCUGUUUAUGCAGCCCUAGCCACACCUCCCCUGGCUGUGACUCACACAGGCUCAAUGAAAAAAAAGGUUUCAUUUUUAAUCAUAUUUUACAGCACAGUGUGUUUACUUUUAUUUCCUGUUCUUUCUACUGAAAUCUAAUCACACUUGAGGCGCCUGCAUGUUAUUAAAGCAAUACUGCAGGCACCAAAACAAUGUUAGCUUAAUGAAGCAGUUUUGCUGUAUAGAUCAUGCUAUUACAGUCUCAAUGUUCAAUUCUCUGUUAAAUUUAGUUGAAUCACUUUGUUUAUGCAGCCCUAGUCACACCUCCCUUGCAUGUGACUCACAAAGCCUCCCUUAAAACGUCAUGGAAAGAGAGGUAUAAUGUUGAAGCUUGCUUUAUUUUACAGUGUGUUCAUUUUAUAAUUUCUUGCCUCCUGCUCUGUUAAUAGCUUACAGGAGCCUCUUUUGUGUGAUUAAAGUUCAAUUAACAAAGCAGGAGAUAAAAACCACUAAAGUAAGUUAAAGGACCACUGUAGUGCCAUGAAAACAUACUCGUUUUCCUGGCACUAUAGUGCACUGAGGGUGCCCCCACCCUCAGGGACCCCCUCCCGCCAGGCUCUGGGGAGAGGAAGGGGGUUAAACUUACCUCUUUCUCCAGCGCCGGCGCUCUCCUCCCUCUUCUCCUCCUCUUCGGCUGAAUGCGCAUGCGCGGCAGGAGCCGCGCGCGCAUUCAGCCAUUCCAUAGGAAAGCAUUCACAAUGCUUUCCUGUGGAUGCUUGCAUCUUCUCACUGUGAUUUUCACGGUGAGAAGCACGCAAGCGCCUCUAGCGGCUGUCAAGAGACAGCCACUAGAGGCUGGAUUAACCCUAUUAUAAACAUAUCAGUUUCUCUGAAACUGCUAUGUUUAUAAAAAAAAAAAAGGGUUAACCCUAGCUGGACCUGGCACCCAGACCACUUCAUUAAGCUGAAGUGGUCUGGGUGCCUAUAGUGGUACUUUAACAUCUGAUUAAAAAUGAAACUAUUUUGUAACGCAGGCUGUGUGAGUCUCAGCCAGGGGAGGUAUAGCUAGAGCUGCACAGAUAGAAACAAAAGUGAUUUAACUCCUAAAGGGCAGAGAAUUGAGCAGUGAGACUGCAUGGGGUUGACAUAUACACUAAAACAGCUUCAUUAAACUAACGUAAUAUUAAAGUUAACACACUGUGCAAUAAAUUAAGUUUGAAAAUUGUACCUCUCUUUACAGGAAGUGUGUAGGGAGGCUCUCUGAAUCUCAGCUAGGGGACAUGUGACAUGGGCUGCAUAAACACAGUGAUUUAACUCCAGAAAAUUGGGCAGUGAGACUUCAGGGACGUGAUUUAUACAUUAAAACCAAGUUGUUUUGGGGCUGAGAGUGUCCCUUUAAGGCCAAAAUAGCUGAGUUGGAAAAAAUCUCGAAGCCAGCAAAGCAUCCAAUUCGGUUAUUUUGAUCUAAAAUGUAAAGGUCACUUUGAAUUCACUCUGAACUCUAGACUAUUCUCACUUCAGUGGAAAUCCCUGAUUGUGUCACUUUGUGCCUUAUGCCUCCAUUUAAUAAGCUUUUCCAAAGGAUUCAAUACUGUUAGAAAAAAUCCAAAUGAUUUUCCACAAAAAUUCCUAUAAAUAUUAAUGGUGAUUAAUGUAGCUUAACUUAGUUGGACACUUUUCUAGGAGUAUUACAUCGUUUGGAAACUUAUUAAAAUGAGGCCUUAGUCAGAGACACCAAUUAAGGCUUUUCAUAUUUUCAUAAUGCAUGAUGGUAGAUGUAGAUAGAAAAUGAAACAUGGACCAAUCAGCAGAAACAUACCAUAGGUUACUAUGAUGAUCACUCAACUUUAAAAACAUUCCAGAACUGGCUUUAUACUGUACAUAAUCCGCAUUAUUCUAAAAGUAACUCAGUCGCCAUGGAAACCAAUGUAAUGUUUCUACUGAUAGCUUCGCUUUUAGAACCUUUCCCAGAAUUCCUUCUGAUAAGUAAUCCUUUGAACAGAAAUCUAAAAAUGUAUUAUAGCAAACUGAAUAUAGGUUUAACAGUGUGAACUGGGUUUUUUUUCUCCCACACAACGAGGCAAAUCAUAUUUAACAUGGACCUGUCCAGGUUUUUACCUGGAUGACCUUGAAGUGGCCAUAGUCUGUAUUCAGAUUAUUUUUCUAUGCAUGUUAAAAGUUGUGCUUGGUCAUAAAUUCUGUUUUUUUACAUAGGAAAGAAAAUAAACAUUUAAAUAAUUGCCAUACCUAUUCAGUCCACUUGUCUCACAAGUGGUGUGUCAGUUAACAGCAUAUAAUGGCUACAAGAGAUUGUGAGAUGACUGGCAUGCAUUCACUGCGCCAGAUUUUAAUAAUAACACAUAUGAAGGAGAAAGGAGACAUUUAAGCGAAAAAAACACGUUACAGUUCUUUUUACAUUGACCACUACUACUCAAAGCUUAGAUAGUCACAUUACUCACAUGUUGCACAUUUAACCUCUUUCUUCUGAUAUUUUGUAUUUGUGUACUCUGUGAGACAUUGCCAUGACUGGGAACACCAGACUUGCCGUUAAGACAGCCGCUUGCUGGUCCUCUGAGGCGUUGUGGGAGUGGUUGAGUUUAGCUCCUCCCACCCUCCUUCAUCUAAACUGAACCUGUGACUGUCCUCUUUCUACAGCAGACGGGAUCUGUGUAGACACCUCUUUUUCACAUUGUUGUAGUUGGCUGAGAGCAUUGCGAGUCAUUUCUUUCCAUUCACCAAUGUUACUUCUUUUUGCAUUCAAACGUUCAGCUCUAUCCGUAUAUAUUAUUGUUUAUAAAUGCCUUAAAGAUAUAUUAUUAAAUAACUGAAUUUUAAGAGAACUGUCCAUAUUUUCAAUUGUUUUGUUUUUUUAUUGUAUUGUGAUUUUUCUGUGUGUACUUUUGUUCCUGAGCGUUUCUACAUUGUGCUGUUGACGUAUAGUCCCUGAGCUUUAUGUACUUUACGGUGAAUUUUCGAGAACCGAGAAGCAAUAUGUAAACUUAGGCUGAAGAAGCUUGCAUUUUCACAUUUUCCCAUUCUUGGAUAUUUUCACCUACUUUUUCAAAUAUAUUUUAAAAAAUAUAUAUUACCACGCAUUUAUUUUAGAAAUGGCAUAUCAAUAAAAUUUAAACUUGAUUUUUUUUUGUGCUUAGUAUAGAGCUUAUAAACGAACACUCGAACACCAUAACCACUUCAUCUCAACAAAAU